GUGGGAAGCUCACAAGCAGGACUUGAGAGCCACAGCACACUCCCCCCGUGGGAUUUCCAUCAACGGGGGUUCAGGGCCAUGCUGCCUUCCUUGUGAAGGGAAAUGGCAGAAGGGAAGGAAGACAAAGUUGAGAAUGAACUUUGACCUGCAGGUGAGUGUCUACUUAGUGCCACUGAACUGUAACAGGAGAUCAUUUAUAGCAAGUUGGCAUUUUCAUGUCAGCUUAUCAUCUUGUGAAUCUCCUUAGUGUUUGAUGGCUAAUUCUCAAAACAGGAAGCAAUAAUUUAAAAGUACUGAUUCAUACCCAGUGUGAUCAGAAACUUGAUUUCUCUCAAGGUCUUUGUUCACAUGCAUUGGGUUAUAUUUGGAAAAGUGGAUUGCUGCAGGGAUAAAUGGGUAUGAUUUGUUUUUCUUAGCUCCUCCAACAAAGUCCUUAAAAAAAAAAAAAGGCAAAACAGUUGCAAACACAUGGAUGACAAUCUCGUACUGCCCGGGUUCUGAGAUCUUCUGGAGAGACCCUAGAGCAUUCUAUUAAAUUGCAGCAGCUUAGCCUAUGGGAGCUCAGCAAAGCCAUGCCAAGUUUCUAGCCCAUUUUGUGAAUAUGUAUGAGAUGGUGUUAUGGGUUGAUAUGCAAGUCUGCUGUUUAGUUGCUGCUUCCACCCUUCAGUUUCCUGUAUGACUAGGUAUUACAGGGAAGAGAGGCAUUUUCUUAUUUUGCACUGAGUUUUUGCAACUGGUGUUUGUAGAUUAGAUCUCUUUAUUAAAAUUCCUUUUCCACAUGUACAUCUGAUAUUCAUGCACCAAGUUGAAAGAAAACAAGCUCCUCUCUCUCUCUCUCUCUCUCUCUCUCUCUCUCUCUCAUUUUCUAACUGCUAAUCUUUCCUGACAAGUUGAGAGCUGUUGACUGCAAGGUGGUUUGUUGAAUCAAGAUUCCACACUAAAAAAUUUGGCGCCGCAGCAUUAGUAAUUGGAGUCUGAGCAAGCCCUACAAAAGCAGGCACACCCAGAUUCUCUACCCACUUACCAGCAUUCUUGCCACACCCAAGAGCAGGAGAAAACUCCCAACCAAGCCUUCAAAUCUUGUAGCUUUAGGAGACAGUUCACCAUCUUCCCUUUUUUUAAACCCUGGAGCUAUAGAUCUUGAUUUUCAUUGAAAAUGGAGUUAGGUCAGGGUGACAAAUCAAUAAAUGCUUGAGAAAGCACUCUGGUCCUGUACGUUUUGGAAAUGAGAACAGAGAAUGGUUCUUAUGUGCUGUAAAAUGUGGCUCAGAUAAAAUAAUACACAGCAGCAUCUGAGAGUAAAGCACCAGUGUUUGCUAGUUGCUGUAAAUGUAGUGCUCGGGUUAGGAAAUGGUCUCAUAGAAGGUCAGGCUCCUUGUCCAUCUAGCUCAGUAUUGUCAGCUCUGAGGGGAGGCAGCUCAGCUCUCCAGGCUGAGAGUCUUUUUUGUGUUUAGACCCAGAGACCUCCCCCCUAAAUAAAUUCACACAAAUUUUAGUUUUGGUUUUUGGCAGAAUUUAGGCCACAACUUUAUUGAUUACAGAAGGUGAGUGGUUGCACAGGCUCUGGUUCGACUAGCUCCCUGCACCCUUGCAGGCAGCGCUGACCCAGGGCACCAGCAUAGGUCAGCCAAUGGUGAACACCUGUGUAGGCGAAAAGCUGGGAACAGACUAUGUUCACCACCCAGAUGCUCCCCUGGACUCAGGCAUGGGCACAACCCCCUCUCGAGGGUUGACCAAACCAGUUGAGUCCCUGGAUUCCUUUAACGGAAUACCCUUCACAUAGGGAUGGCAAGAGCACUCUCCCAUCCCUAUCACCAGAACCAGUGCCUAUCCACAACCUUACAAGUUGUGACGAUUUGCUACACUGCAGGCAAAACCUAAAUGGCAACAGCCAAUCAGCCAAGUGGGGAAAUUCCUGCUGUGCCCCUGUCCCAGCGACAGACGACACAUGACGGCAUAGCAAGGUCAGUCGCACAAUGCCCUAAAAUUAGGGAGAGGUAGGUGGGUGUUUUGAAUGCAUGAGCUGAAAGAGGAAGCUCUGGGUCACAUGCAUGGGUAUAUAUAGGUCCCUCAAUCCAUUUAGACUGCGCCCCAUUGGCCAGAUUGAACCCAACAUCAAGGGACCUUCCAAUUGGGUGUUGUGGCUAACCCAUCCAACCCACCCACAACACAGGAGGUCCAUCUCCAGGUCUCACCACAACACAUGCCGUCUUUUAGGGAGGACAUGAUCUGCCUCAGAGGUGGGAACAUUUACUUUAUUUCUUUUAUUAGAACACCAAGAUACACAAGCUAAAACUAUAUGCAAAAGACAUCCACUUAGAAUUAACAGGGUACCUCUGAGCACAUUCUGAGCCUAGAAAUUUGUUUUCAGUGCCAGACCUGAAUUGAACUCACAGUCUGAAUUGAACAUACUACUUCUUUAUAUAUCCCCAGAGAACUAGAGGGCCGUUUGAUAAGCUAUUUGAAGUUCUGUUCCUAUCCAUGUUCUAUUCCAACUGCUCAUAUAUGGGAGGCCCUGAAUUUUUUUAGAGUAGAGGUUGUUGUUGUUUGCUCGUUCUCCUCCUGUGCCUUUUUCUGUUCUGAUGUGACACCCAGAAACCUAAGCAAGUACAGCUGUUUCCAGCACAAGAUGGAGCAGUGGGAAAGGUUAUCUUCCUGUGCUUAGUUUUUGCAUAUCCAGCAGAUGCUUAAAGGCAAAGGAGCAGUGGCAGUAAGAAGUCGUCAACCCUAUUUGAAAGCAGAAAAAUGAACUGAAAUGCGGGGCUUUUCCAGACGCUGGCUUUUCAGAGGGUGGAGUGGGGAAAUGCCACACAGCCAUCAGUAAUCCCUCAGUUAUCCUACCUGAUGACCUAAUAGGUGCAGCUGCUAUGAGGAAAUCAGAAUAUCCCAGCAAUCAGACUACAGGGUGGCAGAGCACAAUGUUUUAUAGGGAGAAGUCCCUGGUUUAAUACCUGACACCUCGCUGCAUGUACAAAUGCUCUGACUGGGUAUAGGUACCUUCCUAGGUUCCACAAAAUGUAAAUGUAAUUGUUACAAAGCAGCUGACCAGUGGCAGAGCAAGCUGAUUGGGCACCUGGGGUGGCGCGUGUGCCCUGUGUCCGUGGGGGCAGGGUCAGCCACCCAUGGGGUGAGCCGGGGCAGGAUGCUCCACGGGGCCUCCAAGGAGUCCGCCUGUCUCCUCCCACUCAGCAGCCUUACAGCUGAGGGGGAGGUGGCGGGCGGACCGUUUGGGGCAGCGUGGAGCCUGCAGGUGCCCAAGCCACUGUGUCACUCCCAGGAGAGAGACUUGGCUUGGGCGUGCUGCAGACCCGCGGUGAGUGCUGCCCAGCAUUUUGUCACCCCCCUCAGUGGUGACACCCGGGGUGGACUGCCCCCACCGCCCCCUUUCUCCGCCCCUGCAGCUGACCCCCUUUUUGCUCUAGAAAGCACAACUGCCCUCCAUCCACCCAAAAAUGCUUUUGGGUUAUACAGUGCUAUUUUUCUAGAAAAAGAGAUGCCAGAACUCACCAUAUUUCUCCACAGGAGACAUAAAUGCACGCUGGACACAGUAGUGCUAUCUGACCAACUGAAUAUGCAAUAAGAGGCAGAGCUUCUUUUUCAAAGAGUUGUGUGCCAUUAGCCUGCGUAAUUCAAAUGAAGAAGAAAUGAAAUUCAGUCUAAUGAAUACUGAGUAAGUCACCUAAAGAAAUGCACCUUUUUAUUUUCACCAUAUCCAUUGCUCUUUUCCUUGAAUGAACUGGACAUUUGAAUGAGAUUGCCAGAAAAAAAUGUGGCUAUAUAUUUUAUGAGCACUGUUCACAUGAAAUAUUACUCCUAAAUAAGUGAAAUGUGACCCAUCUCUCAUUUUGGAUCAAGAGUUACUUGACUCAGAGUAACCUUGUUGAGACCAAACUCCUGAGGACAUAAUUCCUUUUCAUUUAUUUCAUUUUGGACCUUUCACUCAAAGGAAGAGCCUUGGAUAGGGAUGCACAAAUCUGUCAGUUUUCUUUUCUUUCACUUUCUCAUCUUUCCAGUCUUAGAUUCAGUUUUCCACAUUUCUGCCUCAGCUUGUGAUUUUAUUUUAUUUUAUUGAAAACUUCCCCCAUCCUGAAAAUUCACUAGCCUUUUUGUUCAAAUUUCUCCUGUUUAUACAAGCAGUUCCCCCUAAUAUAAUGCAUGUUAUAUACGGUUUUUCACUAAUAUGUGCAAUUUAUUGUACAUAUCCCCCUAACAGACACAUUUUUGUAUAAUGCAGAACUGCAUUUUGAGAAGUGUGACUUUAGAAGGAAAGCUCUGCAUUCUGGAAAGUGUGAAUUAAUCCUAACUGCACCAAAUUCCUCCAUCUCUUGGGUGGUUUUAGAAAACCAAUAUUCUUUUGAAAAGAUUUACUUUGGAGUUAUAGAUUCCCUUACUUAUGGGUACAACAAAGCAAAACCAAACUGCUCUCUUCCUGCUGUUUUAAAAGUUACUGUGACAUAUUUUCUUGAAUUUAUGUCCUUUUCUUAGUGGAUGAAAAAAUCCAUAGUUCACAUCGGUGAAUAAACAUGUGCUCAUUGUCUAGGAGGUAUAAUGAGUUAUAUUGUAAAUGGGUGUGUCUGUCUGAAGAGAUCAUUGAAUCACUCCUUGUAUCAUUAUUACUACACCCACAACAGCUUACUUCCCCAGGUGAGGCGUGUUUAAAAUCAGAGAUUGAAAGCACAAGAGGCCAGGUGUGGGAUUCAUGUUGACCCCAGCGAGCAAGAGGAGGAAAAAUCCCAGAGAAGAAGCAGGUAUGUUCUACAGAGUGUGGGAUUGGGAGCUGUACAUUAUCCCACUUGGCACAGCUUCUGUGGCACAACGGAAUUCUGUAUUUUAGUUGAGAAACUGCUAUUGUACUUCUAGCAGGCUGUCGAUUCGUGAUUGUGAGGAUUUAGUUACAAAGCUUGCAUUGUUUAGUCAAGUUUUGAAUCAGUUAUUCUAGGAUGCUUGCAACAUUUCCAGAAAGGUUAAGGGGGAUUUCGCUAUCCAGAAUGAAGUAGACAAAAAUAAAAAUAAAAUAAAAUAAAGAUAAACGCUGGGAACAAUAGCACACGCUGCAGGUAAAAGUUGAGAAAGUAGCUUGCUUGCUGUGUCGAUUGACAUUUAAGAGUUAUCUGUUUGCCAUGUGUUUGUAGACUGAUUUGUAAAAGAGAGCUUCAGAGGCAGCAAAUUAGUCAGUCUCUGAAAAAUAAGGUUCUCCAAAGUCCAUGUGGAAAUUUAGGGGUUUUUUUUGUUCCCCAGAGAGAAUAGAAUGAAAGAACUCAGCUGCAGUUGAUUAGUGCUUCGGAGAGAGUCUUAUCUUUUAUGUAUUUAAAGAGGUUUUAUGCAAAUGCAAAUAGGCAAAAGGUGAACUGAGAAGAAGCUAUUAUGUCCCUAAGCUAAAGAGGGCAUCUUUGAAAUAGCCACAUUUUAGAAUCAGUCUCUCACACAAGCAAGCUGGGCAGUGAAUAUUAGGCUAUGCAUAACUUUGGCCUAGUUUUGCAUAGGGUGCACAGAAAUGCAGAUGUGAGCCAUAUGAAUUGCACUGUCAGUCUUAUAUUAGAUAUAUGUCAAAGUGCAACUGAAUGCACAGUCAGAACUACAGAAAACUUUUAUUACUGAUCCUAUUGUUCCAUUUGCAUCUUCAGCGUUAGGAAUGAGCUGUGUCCCAUAAAUCAUUGUUUCUGAAUUUAAAGGGGGUUAAUGCUGAUAUGUUCCCAGGCAGCUGACAGUUUUUCCAUGACUGCAUUUCCCCAUUCACUGCCAUGAAGAAGGCAUUUGUGUUAUAUAUAUGUGCUUGUCUGUCUAUCUGUCUAUCAAGUGCUUUUUUCUGAAAAAAUGUUUAGGGGUACUCUCAUUUUCCUACUCAUAUUGAAAUACUGCCCCUUAAUGAGGCAAAACCCACAAGAUGUUUAGGGAUAUGCCCCCCCCCAAGCACUGUAUCUAUCUAUCUAUCUAUCUAUCUAUCUAUCUAUCUUGCACAAAGCUGUCUCCACCACUGAACGGACUAGAUAGCGGUCUUGGCUAGAGGAGGCCUGUGUGACAAUGUGCAUUUUAUCCCUUCCAUCUGCUUCCUUCUGCAUUGAGUUUGCACUUCUUUACAUUGCAGAAGCAACCACAGUGAAAUGGCAUAAUUGCAAACCAGUGGUACAAAGCUGGUAACCAGAGAUAAGUUAAUGGGUUGAGGGAUUGUCCUUUUCUGUGUCUUCAUCUGUGCCACUGAAUUUAUGCUUUACAUUCAUUUCAGGUGAAUUUUUAGCGUUACGAAAUCUCAGCAUCAUGUGGAUAUUUCUUUUUUUUCUGGGUAAGUGUUGGCAUUCUAAGCAUGCAUCUACCAAAAAGAAAAUGAAGUCUUUGAGAUUUGUUUUUCGUGAAAAGCACAGAGGUAAAAUCAGUUGUCCAAGAUGGUUGGAUAUAAUCUCUAACUGAAACUGGUUACAAAUUGUAUGCAUUCUACUAAAGACCACUCACAAUAAGUACUUGGUGUUAAGAUAGGGACAACCUCAUCUUUGAUAUCUACCAAAAUCAAAAUAUGCUACUGAGUAGUAGGCUGGGGCAGAAAUUAUAGAUGUAGCAGGACAGAGGCGCUUACCUGACCUCCUGGCAGGUGAGUCGCUGCUGCUUACCAGGAGGGGGAUGCAGGUGGUGCUGUGGUCUAAACCACUGAGCCUCUUGGGCUUGCUGAUCAGAAGGUCAGAGGUUUGAUUCCCCGCAGCGAGGUGAGCUCCUGUUGCUUUGUCCUGCCAACCUAGCAGUUUGAAAGCAUGCCAGUGCAAGUAGAUAAAUAGGUACUGCUGCAGCGGGAAGGUAGACGGUGUUUCUGUGUGCUCUGGUUUCCACCACAGUGUUCUGUUGUGCCAGAAGCGGUUUAGUCAUGCUGGCCACAUGACCUGAAAGCUGUCUGUGGACAAGCACCAGCUCCCUUGGCCAGAAAGCUAGAUGAGCGCCACAACCCCAUAGUUGCCUUUGACUGGACUUAACCGUCCAGGGGUCCUUUACCCCUUACCUUUCAUUUACCAGGAGGGGAACGGGGGCUGUGAGGUUGCUGUGGUGAAAACACACAAGAGAACACGCAGUCUUAGUGGAGGGAUAGCUCAGUUGGUAGAGCAUGAAACUAUUAAUCUCAGGGCCAUGGAUUCAAGUGAAAUAUUCCUGUAUUGCAGGGGUUGGACUAGAUGAACCUGAGGAUCCCUUCCAAUGCCACAAUUCUAUGAAUCUAUGAAUGAUCAGCAUAUUACUCGUAUCAGUUAAAAAGAUGGGUGGCUGUUUGACAUAAUAGCAUAAAUAGUGCUUUUGAAUAUUUAAGGUAGAUACAUUAUCUCAGUAAUCCUUUCAACAACCCUUUAAGGUGGGUCAGUAUUGAAGAGACCUGCACGUAUUGCAGAUUAGGGGCAAAUGUGUGCAGUCCUGUACAUGUCUACUCAGAAGUAAGCCCUGUUUAGUCAACUGGGGCUUACUCCCAGGAUGGGUGUCUGAGUGACCACCUUGAUGCCAUUGAGUCCACAGCAGGAAGUGAGAUUUCACAGAACCACUUCUAAUUUCUAGUUAAUUCACAACCAUACUACACCAGCUGUUACGUUAUCUCUGACGGCUUCUGGGAAACCAGCAGGUUAUACGUUGCUAUGAUGAUCUUUAAAAUCUCCUUUUGUCUUUAUUAACUGAAAUUUGGUUCUUGUUUCAUUCUAGCUUCACCACACCUCCUGGCUGCCCAGUCUACCUGCUCACAUGGAGCUUGUUAUCCACCUGUGCGAGACCUUCUGGUAGGAAGAAUCCAUCACUUGAAAGCCUCUUCUACCUGUGGACUUGUCCAACCUGAAACUUACUGCACUCCAUAUGGGGAAGUACGUAUGGCAUAAGUAUCUUUUAUUCACACAGGAAAGGUACAUUGUCUAGCAGCACUGGCUGUCGUUUUGUGUUCGCCACUGAACAGAAAUGGCAGUAUUUAAACACUAAGGGGCCUCCUCAGCUUCCCAGAAUAUGCAAUGCCUGGUUGCAGAGAAGUAUCAGAAUUUUAAUCAGGCUUAAAGGCAAGAAGUAAAAACGUUAGAUAUUUCCCAUAGGCUUCAGUUCUCCUCCAUAACACAUCCGACAGGGGCCAAGUUACAUGUUGCAACAAGCAAUAAUGUUCUGUAUGCCUUUUCUGUUUUGAUUGGUGCCCUUAUUUGGUCAGUCCCUAUGUGCCUCAGCAUCAGGGGAAAUUUAGGCUCCUCGUGUUAACUGUAUUCAUAUCUUUUUGUUUGUUUGUUUUGCCCUUGUUCAUUGAAUGUCAGAGACAUUCAGUUUUUACCUGUAGGAGUUUCUUGAUUUAGGGCCUAUGAGCACAGAGGUGGUUUUUUUUAAAAAAAAUAAUUACGUAAUUUAUAUCCUGUACAUUCCAAAUAAAUUUAUGUUCUCAGGAUACCCAACAGAGUUGUAAUUUAAAAAUAAAUAAAUAAUGUGUGCAAACAGAUUUAAUUUUUGGGGGGGCCCCCAAGAGAGUGGGGCCCUAAGCUAUAGCUUGUUUAGUUUAUACAUAAAUCCGGCAUUGAUUGCGCUCACGUUCAGCACUAAAGAUGACUCAUAAUGUAACUGUCUGGAUGUUACCUUCAAAUUUGGUCUCCCAAACACACACACUUUUCUUUGCUCUCAGUGAAGAAAAGUACAGUGGUACUUCGGGUUACAUACGCUUCAGGUUACAGACUCCGCUAACCCAGAAAUAGUACCUCGUGUUAAGACCUUUGUUUCAGGAUGAGAACAGAAAUCAUUAGCUAAAGUGGUGCUUCAGGUUAAGAACAGUUUCAGGUUAAGAACGGAUCUCCGGAAUGAAUUACCGUAUUUUUCGCUCUAUAAGAUGCACCAGACCACAAGACGCACCUAGUUUUUGGAGGAGGAAAACAAGAAAAAAUAUAUAUUCUGAAUCUCAGAAGCCAGAACAGCAAGAGGGAUCGCUGCGCAGUGAAAGCAGCAAUCCCUCUUGCUGUUCUGGCUUCUGGGAUAGCUGCGCAGCCUGCAUUCGCUCCAUAAGACGCACACACAUUUCCCCUUACUUUUUAGGAGGGAAAAAGUGAGUCUUAUAGAGCAAAAAAUACGGUAAGUACUUAACCCUGAGGUACCACUGUAGAUCAAUAGGAGAGAAGCCACUUUUUCCAUGAAAUGAAGAAGUCCACCAGGUACAUUUCCACUUUGCAUGCAAAAUGAUGCCACCUGGAUUUGGGAGGACUGGGACAUGGCAACCGUCUUCCGACUUGGCAUGCGCCAGCCACUUGCUCUGUAUCAGCUCUGCAGUUUAAUAAGUCAGUGCUGUGAAGACAAAGUGGCAACAGUUUCAUCAUCCAUCUGCCCUUCCCCCUUGUUUUGGGCCCCAAGCUUCCUGGUGUACUGUUAAUGAGGCUGUGUAUCACGUUCCUCACUUUUGUGCCAAACGGUGGAAAAGUUUUAAAGUCCUUUUUUUUUUUUUUUUGCAACCUCUGCACAGGGUAUGGGAGGAGGGGCUGCAUUCGCUUGCUUGCUUUCCUCACACUCUGCCCUGCUGGCCAAUGUGCACUGUCUGAGUCUGGUGCCAAUGAGAGAAGUGUCCCAAAGUGUGUGUUUUGUGUCCCAGAGUCUUUUGCAAUCCUGGUAAGUUCCGUGCUGAUGGAAGCACUCCAAUCCCGAGCCUCUCGUCUGCUGCCUUUGCUUUGGCUGUGAUUCCUUCUAACCUUUAUACUUUGUACCCCCACAGAGGCAGCCUCUCGCCCAGGACUAGGCAAAGUGCAGCCUCCACUUCCACUAUUGCAAAUUAUGCAAAAGGGGGCAUUAAUCCUGAUCAGUGAUUUGGAGGUGCUUGACCUCAGACUCUGGCUUGCCAAGAGAUAAAUCUUGGGUCCUAUUAGAAUCCUACAUUAGUUUCCAUCUCUUUCUCAUUCUGGGUCAAUAAAAAUGGGUUGCCAGGGUUGCCACUGGCAAGGCUGCUAUGCAUUUAACAGCCAUGGGACAGGCAGAGGUUUAACUGGUGAUGUUUUUUCUAGCACACAGAUGGAGGUGAUCUUCAGUUGAAAUUCUGUCUGUUUUGCUCCUUAAUUAAGGAAAAAGCCCUUUUAACUGCACUUUUUAACAAAGGUUUUUGAAGCAGUUUCUAAUCUUAGAGAGUAGUAAAAACCAGUCAAACAUCCAAUUUAAACCAUAGCUGGCUAUAACUUAAAGUGGAUUUGUUUUUAUUAUGUGUUAAGUUGUUGUGACUCAUCCCAAUGCAAUAAGGAGUGGGAUAAAAAUCUCCCUUAUUUUAUCUUCACAACAACCCUGUGAGGUAGAUUUUCGGCUGAGAAGUAAUGGCUGGCACAGGGGCAUUCAGUGUGGAUUGUGGCUGAACAGGGAUUGGAACCCAGGUCUCCACUCAGCGCUCUAACUACGUAGGGUUAGGGUUAAAGGGACGAGAGCCAUCACAGAAAAAAGUGGCAGCUCUGGGGGCAGAUUAUUGAGCUGACUGAAAUCAUAUAAUUAACCUCUUUCUGGUACCUGCUGUAAUGGUGCCUCCGUAAUAGGCAUGGUACCUCUGAUUGUCUUUCAAAUAGUGGUGGGAGCAUUAAAAUAUUACAGUAUGAUAGCAUUUUGGAUAGUUUCAGUGGCAGGGAGGGAAAACAUCUGAGAGGCUGGUUGAAAUAUUCCAUUUUCAAUCUUUAUGUGAAGUGCCUUCCACAGUUCCAGCUUUUUAUGGUGAGGCAGAUAAUCUUGGAGGCUUAUACAUGAACUCGCCAGUCUAACUUUCCUCAGUGUUUGUUAUAUGAGAGGCCUUGGAUAUUAAGACUGCUGUUUGCAUUAGGUCAAGGACAUCAGACUCUCUCACCAUUAUCUUGCCUGGCAGUGAGGGGGCUAUUAAUGCAUGAUAAUCACAAAGAGUGAGAAGAUGCUUUUAUCAUCUGAGAUAUGGCAGGAUAAGAGAACUAUGUCCGUGUACACACACACACACACACACACACACACACACAGUAAGCCAAGGAAAGUGUCAGGUACUGUCUGUGGGGCCCUGGGCUGGAUAGGUCCUGCGGAGAUCCCUCUGUGGGCAGGAUUGUGUGUGUGUGUGUGUGUGCGCGCGCCCACGAUUUCCGGCAUCUGCGCAGAUAUGAUUUCUGGCGCCGCGUGAGUCCCUGUGCCGCACUGCACCAGUUUAGUGCAGCACGUGAGCGGGUGGCUCGGUUUGGGAGCAGCUUGUGGGCCGGUCAAACGACCUCCGUGGGCCGCUCUGAGCCCAUGGACCUUAGGUUGCUGACCCCUGGUUACUGCCCUAAGCCUGCUUACUCUGAAACCAAUCCUAUGGAACUCAGUGGAACCUACUUCUGAGUAAACAGGCUGAGGACAAGAUUAUAAAUCAUAAAAAAGCAGGUGAGUUACGGCAAAAGAGUUACAGCAACUUUUCAAGACAGGUAGAGGUGGUACUAUACAUAGCUAUUAAGCAACUAAUCAUACUUGUUCUUCUUCUUCCUUGGCUUUUAUCAUAAGUCAGGAUGGUAUAGUGGUUAGAUGGUUGGUCUAAGACUGAGAAGAGCUGGGUUUUGAUCCCCACACAACCAUGAAGCUCAGUGGGUGACCCUAGGUCAGUCACUCUUUCUCAGCCUAACCCUUUUUGCUGGGUUAUUGUGAAAAGAAAACACGAGAAGGGGGGGGGCAUGUGCACUGCCCUAAGAUGCUUGAAGUAAGGGCAGAAUCUAAAAAAAGUGUAAUGUCAGAGCUGGGUGAAAGUGACCUCAAUUUCUUCAGCCUCUCCAGAAGCCACAAAUUUGUGGGUGUCAAUUUUGCUGGAUAUUAUCCAGAGAUAACAAGACAUUUGAAACAUUCAAAACACCCACUUCUAUAAAAAAACAAACCUGUGUCUCAUGAAACCUCAUAUAGGUUAUUAAUAUUUCCAUUUUAUGAAUAUUGAACUGAGGCAUGCAGAUAGGGAUAUUCUGAAAGCCUUUUCAAGUUUCACUUGUUUUGUGGAAAAACAUGGCUUCAACUGGCAUACUCCAGAGCACAGAAUUGGGAGCUUCCAGUAACAGCAACAAACCUUUCCACUAGGGCAUUCCUUGCUUGCAUCCCCUUUUUACAGGGAUGUGCUGUAACCUGUACAGUUCAAAUCCUUGCCGGCAUUUCCUGGCCUUUCCAUUUGUCAUCUGUUAAGGCUGUUGGUCUUCUGCAGAAGCCCAUAAUCUUCAUGUGUGUUUCUUUGCAGUGGUAAGGAGACAGCACUGUUCAGCCCAGCAUUCACAUAAGAAUGGCUGGCUGGUGUGUUGUGGUUUCUCCAAUCUGUUGCUUGAGCAGUUUCCCCUCAAAAGGUUUCUUAUGAAGAAGGGGGAGAAAGGGCUGAGUGAACAAGUCUCUGAGACAAGCGCUUGCACGUUUGCCAAAUGAAAUAGGAGUUAGGGGGAUUGCUUCAUCAGAUUCAAGCAGCACCACUCUCUAGAUUUUGAUUGCAACUUGCUACUAAUUCUUCAGAUUCUGUCCAGUCAGGGAAAAUACUAGGGUACACACCAAAAAGCUGCUUUUGGCAUUGGGUGGUAUUUGCUGAUUGGACUUACUGUGGUUGGAUGUGGAUGAUGAGGGAUUCGUUGAGUGAUUGAUUAUAUAUCGAUGCUACUUUUCAUUCAAAUGAAUUCCAAAGCAGCUUACGAUAACAUGACAGAACAUAAUAGAACAUCACAAAUACAGCAUAAAUCUCAUAGAACAAUCAACAAAUCAUAGUAAAACAAUCAGUCUACAAAACUAUGUUAAUAAAGCAACAACUAAAAAAAUAAGCUAAAUAUGACAAUUAAAGCGAAAGUCAUGUUAUACGAUUAACAAAUUGAUACAGCAGUUAAAAACUGUAAAACAAUAUAAAAAAAUAGCAACCGAAAUAUAAACUGAGCACUGCUUCAAAAGUCUGCUUAGCCAUUAAACUCAGAGGGAGACCUUUGGCGAGUCACAAACUCAGUUUGUUUGUUCUCAGUUGUACUUGUUUCUGUAAGGGGAAAAUGUUAUGCUACCCUGAGCUUCUUGGAAGGGUGAUGGGUUAUGAACGUGAUAAAUAAGCACAGGAUUGACUUUUGAGUUGUAGUCAGAGAGAUGAAAAUAGGUGAAACUAUUUGUGAGUGGGUGGGUGUGUCUCUUAAACAUCACCAAUAAAAGAGGAGAAAAGAGAAAACAGUUUUGCAUAAAAUUUGCCUGUGCUAAUUGAUAUGUAUAGAUGUAAAUUUAGAAAUAUUACUAUAAUUUAAAUAGAAUGAAUCUCACCAUAGUGGAGAGAUUGUGAUUGGGGAUCUUUUCUGCAUGUUCAGUCAGUUGCCCAGUACUGAAAGCUCAGCUGAUGGUCAAUUUCAAUGCCCCUGCUCUCACUUCUUAUGGUUCUUUAUCUAUACAUUAAAUUGGAUUUGGAUUGGACAGCUCUUACAAACAGAGGGCUGCCCUCUCUAAAAGAGGACACAGGGCCAUCCUGAGCAAAACAGUUGUCUGAAGGAACUGAAAAACUGGUAACAACUUAUGUGUAUAAAUGAUAAUAUUAAGAUAGGCUGGUUUUUCAAAAGACCUUCAGGCACUUAAGCUGUCCUGGUGCCCCUCCUGGCUGUGGUGGCACUGCUGUUCACCAGAACUGUGACAGAGCACAUAGGUUGCGGGGGGGGCACCAAGUUGGCAGCAGUGGCAGGUGCAAGUGUGCCAGAGAUUGGUCCCAGAGAGUGGCAGCACCACUGCAGCUGGAGGAUGGGGCAGCGGUGAUGCCUCACCUCAUGCAGCCUGACUGAACCUAAGUUGAUACUUUGCAGGGAAUCAGGACUGCUACCUUUCUCCUUAUUUAAGUCCCAUCCUUUGCAGCUGUAUGACUUAUUUUACUUCAGAUAAUGCCAUGCUACCUUUCAGGGCGAAGCCCUUCUGAGAUGCCUCACACACCUAGCAAAGUCUUAGGGCUAAGAUAUGGCUGUUUUUAAGCCUGAUACCAAGCAAAUUUACCUUUCAAAGUUCAUACGGUGACUAUAUAAUGCAUGCACUGUUACAGUAUGUACUGUGUGAGUCAUUCCACUCUGGCACAUCGAUUAGCGGUUUACAUACACAAAGUGUGCACUGUUACUAAUUUCCUGCUGCCCUCAAAUGCUCCUGCCUCGUAUAUGUUUGUUUAAGGCAUAUGCUGUUAACUUGAUUAUUAGAUCAGCUGGUAAAUCUGACUUUUAAUCAGGGGAAAGCAGCAAACUAAAUGGUAUAAUGUUGAUUUAAACAGCUUGAUUUAUACAGUCCAUUGCUCUUGAAAGGACGGCGCUUGUGUCCUUGCAUGGCAUCUCUUAAAAAUGUCAGCCUAUAAAUCGCAUAACAGGGCCCUCAUGGGAUUGGUUCCAGACGGAGCUGAAAUCAUUACGGCAUGCAGAGUUAAGAUCAAUUCCAGCAUUUUUAAAGGUACUUGAGUUAAGAUUACAGGCUGUUUCCCCAUUCUCUGUGCAACAUACUGGGAACGAGCCAAGCUCAUUCUUCUAAUUUAAGUGAGGCCUUGUCAACAUCACUGUGUUAGAGGCAGUAUCUCUAAAUGGGCAUGCCAAAGCUGCAAAAUAAGUUUUCCACAGGCACUGUGCAUGAGCGAUAUGUUUCAAGGUGGGGCUGAGACGAGACUGUGUGGCUACAAGUAUGUGUCAGGGAGUUUAAUCUUUUUUACGGUAGUGGAAUAACCAAGAAUGCAUGGUGUAUAGUUGGUGAACAUAAGAAUAGCCUGCUGGAUCAGGCCAGUGGCCCAUCUGGUCAAGCAUCUUGUUCCCACAGGGGCCAACCAGUUGCCAAUGGGGCACCUGCAAGCGGGACAUGAGUGCAACAGCAUCCUGCCCACCUGUGAUUCCCAGCUGCUCAUAUUCAGAGGCAUGGCUCCUCUGACAGUGACAACAUGGAACUAAAGGACAAUAGGGAGCUUGUAGUCUUCCAGCUGUAGCUGGACUACAUUUGCAGACCCCUACCACCCCUGGCCAUUGGCUGUGCUCACUGGGGCUAAGGUGAGCUGGAGUCCCACAACAUCUGGAAGGCCAUAGGUUCCCCAAGGUUGGAUCAAGGGGUCCCUCUGGACUGUUGUUUAUUUGCAGGAGUAGUCUGCAACAUGUCAUUGAUAGAAUGCAGCAGUGGUGGAGUGUUUAAGAGGUUCCUGUUAGAAUGGUUCCUGUUCACUCACUACUUGGUUUUGCAGUUUUGGCUGACAGCAGGUGAACAAAGAAACAUGGCUAUACAUUUUGCACAGCAAUAACCGUUUCUCUCAUGCUCCAGCCUAAGAACUCCAGCACCUCAUGAUAUUUUUUUUGGGGGGGAGACUUCUGCCAUUUGUUAUGUUGAGCUUUUAGGAAUGCAUGCUUAUCACUGAAAGAAUAUUUCAAAUUACUCAGUAUCACUUUAUAAGCACCCAGCUAUAUUCAGGGUUGAGCAGAUAUUGUGCAUUCCUGGGGCUAGUAUCAAUUUCCUGGAAAUCUUGUGUGUAAUUUUCUCUCUUGCCUCUGUCCAUUUCAUACAGUAGGAACUGCUUUUGUUGCCACAUGACAUUUUUCCUACAGGGAUAUAAUUUUCUGUUCAGCGAAAAGUAUGUGUGCAUGACAGUACACACGUUUUAUAAUAAACAUGCAUGCUGGGAAACCAGUUAGUACCUUGACUUUUUUUUUUAAAAAAAAGCAAUGGUAGCUAUGGGGAGGGAAUUAAUGGGAUAAUAUAACAUCAUCUUUGACACCCUGGAUGGCAUUCUUGGCCAACACUCCCCUUUCUUCACAGAGAUGCAAAGUAUCUGAGAGCUCUAUUUUUGGAGCUGUCUUGUAUGAUGCGACUUGAUGCUAUAUUUUCACUGGACUUAGGCAUAUAAAAAGUGUAUUGUGUAACCCAGCUUUAAUGGAUGACCUUGCUCUGGGCUGAAAUAUAAUUCCUCACAGUCCAGAUCCUGCCAAUUCUUGAUAGAUCUUUUCACUCUCUCUUUUUCCGAAAGUCUUAAGUAGCAUCCCAGCUCCUCCCUGACACAUUGAAGCCAACAGUGAACAGUUCCAUUAAUAGCACAAAUGUAAGGCCAUAGAAAUCUUCAAUUUGAGAAGCUGGUUAUUGACAGGCUGGGAUUGAGAGAUAAGGCCAAAUACGUGACCAUGAAGUGCCCCAACCAAGCACCAAAGGUUUACACAUGGGCUUUCUCAUGCUAGAGGAAGCAGAAUGGAAGGGUAUCUUUGCUGAGAUGUUGCAAUUCCGCCUUUGGUUUAAUAUGCACCCACAUGUUCCAUUAACUGGAGAGACUAUACAUAUAUUUACUCACUAAGUCAGCUUAAUAUUCUCUCCUUGAGGCGAAUGACCUUCCUUCAGUUCCAAGGUCACUGGGAUAAACAAUGUGCAAGUUCAUCUGAGGAAACAGGCCUCUGUGGAAGUGCACAAUGUGGGUGGGGGUGAGUGUUUUUUGCAGCAGCUCAGCUAUUUGCCUUGCAUUAUAAUGCAAGUGAUCUGCUACAGAGAGGCACAUAAUGCAAAAAGCACCCAAACAGUCACACAUAAAACUGCUAUAAGGAGCUUGUAUGAACUUUGUACUUGGACUAAAGCUGCUUGCAUUCAUUCCUCCUCCUGCCUCUCUCCUCACUGCUUGACUGCAUGUUUAAUUAGGGUUUAAUUGGGAAGAGCCCCAGUUUGGUUUGGGAUUCAGCCAAAUUGGGGGUACAGCCCUGCUGUUUUAUCCUGAGUAUAGUUCUGCUGCUUCAUGUCCAGCUUUCAGGAAUUUCAGCUUUUCCUGAAAUGUUCUUACCUUACUGGGUAUUCCUUUGCCACAUUUUUACACAGGACGUUUGUUUGUUCUUUAAAAUAGGCUUUCCUCUUGGCUGCCUAUUUUGCAGUACCACAGCAAUUGAUUUGCCAGCUAGCCAGAAAAGAACAACAGCAGCAACCCUGGCCUAGUCUGUCCCUUCUGGGCUUUUUGCUGGCAUCUGAUAUAUAGAAAAUCAGCCCUGGAGUCUUUUCAUAGCAUGGAGCUAAAUAUUAUCACAGGCGAAAUUGCUGCAGCUCAAAUUGCUCUUAAAGGGACAGUGUAAAAACUGGUGAAACCCCACAGAGCUCUCUUUCACCCCCUGCCCAAUUUGUUUACAUCUCAGAUGCUGGGGAGCACGGCUAUAUGCCCCGCAGAGCCCUCCUUUUGAAAGUUCCUCUAUUUGAAGGGCUGUCCAAUCCAUGUCCACCUUUAUAGAAAAAGAACCUGAAUCCUGGUCAGACCAAAGUGCUGGGGGUGAAUGGGGCAAAAUAUGCAGCCAUGCAACUUGCUCAGUGUUGAACUUGCUCUAAGACUAUGUAUCUUAUGAUGCCGUGUUAUCUCAGUGCAAAAGAAAAAAUUAGGGGGCCAACAUUCAGCUGGAAGACAAAGUAGUGAAUUAUGAGGGUGGAGCUGGAUGAAUUCCAUGGAUCUGUCCAUGGUAAUCCACUCCUUGCUGCAAGCAUGAUGAUCUAACUGUCUUGAUGGUUCUGACUCAUCACCUCACAGACAUUUAUCUGCUCAGCUGGACAUACAACCUAGAAUUAAGGUACCUGCAUGAACAAGAAUACUUUUUCACAGUUUCCCCCCUAUUCAGAAGUGGACUCUAUGCGUGGAAUUUAUAACCUUUGAAAACCAAGCCUUUUACAUCACUUCCAGAUCUUUAAAGCCUGGUUGAGCUGUGAUUUGCAACUGGGGAGUUUGGGGCCUGGGGGAAGCCCUCCUUCUCCAUGCCAUUUCCGUCUCCCGUAUCUCCCUUCCCCUGAUUGCUUUCCCUUGAAUUUAGGUUCAACACUCAAGCCUGCCCUGAAAACAUGGAUCUAGAGUGGGUGUGGGGAACCUCACCCUCUGGGUGCUGCUGAACUACAACUCAACUGGACAUACAACCUAGGGUCAAGGUACCUGCAUGAGCAUGAAUACGUUUUCACCCUGGCCAUGUUUGCUAGGGCUGAUGGGUGUUGUAGGUCAGCAGCAUCUGAAGGACCAAAGGUUCCUCACUCCUAAAAGUAGGCUGGUAGGAGGGAGUUCCUCUCCAAAACUUUGUUACUGCUAGGUCUAUAAAUUUGCAUAGGAGAAACAAAUAGCCUGGCAUGAGGCUCAAGUGCACUGUGCAGUUCUUCUAAUCAUAGGUUAAAUCUGAGAUGGAGAACCUGUGGACCACAGCUCCUGUCAUCCAUGGCCACUGGCUGAUAGGAGUUGGAGCCCAGUAACAUCUGGAGGGUGCCAGGUGCCCCAUCUCUGGGUUAGGCAAACACUUGGAGAGAAAAUAGGCAAUGUAAAGGUCUGAAUAGGCAAUGAGUGAGAUAUUAUAUUGCACCCUUCCCAUGGGAUCUCUUGGUUCCAAUUGGCUACCAAAGGCAACAGAAUGAAAGAAGUUGACAAAUGUUCCCCACUCUUCCUUAUCUCCUGGUGAUAGGGAAGAGUAGAGGACAUUGGUUCAGGAGAUCUCCACCAUUUUUCUCAUGAGUAGGCCCUUCUCUGUUCCUGGCAAGGGGACUAGCCGGCAGCUUCAUGUCCUCUCCUUCCUGGUCAGCUGCAAGAAAAACACAACUUUCUGUGGCCUCUGUGGUUAGGCUACUGAGCCCUCCACAGUUUGAGUUGUUUCACCUCCUUGAUCCUCUUGCCCUCAAUUCCUGUGUCCCAUAGCCUCAGUACAGUGGGAAUACUGUUUCCUGAGCCUACCCUUCAUAUGCCUAUAUUCUUGAUCAUAGAGAUUGUGCCCUGUUCAUUUAGCCACAACCACACUUGACCCCGAAUAAGUGGCGAGUAAGGGAUUUGUGCAUUUCUGUCAAAUGUCAGCCUUCCCAGUUGUGAUGUGUCCAUUAUAUCUGGCAGCCAAAGUGAUCUGUAGAGAUCUUCCAAAGCAGGGUGACCUUCAGUUCAGCCAAAAUAAAAUCCAUAGUUUUAGUUUAUGGGGCAGGGACCCUAUCUUCCCAGAGGAACUUUGAGACACACACCUCCUCAUGAAAGCUGCAGUUUCAACAAUGGGCAGAAAAUACCCUCCAAAGCAGUGGAAAGGUUACACAGCUUGCUCAAGAAAGCAAACGUCCCAUGCGUCUGCCCCCAGUGUUAAUUUUAGCCUCCCCAAAUAUUGAAAAAGAGCACAAUUUCGACACUGUGGUGGGUUGCCACAUGAAAUGAUUAUUUCAGGGUCCAAGUGUUUCAGUGUCUGGGCAUGAAGGCAUCCAAACUUGGUAGGCAGCACAUCUGGCAUUAGCGUGAUCUUGAUUUGAGGGAACGCAAGGUCCUGCUGGAAUUCUAGCAAACUUUUUGCAUAGUAUAUUGUGCUAAGCAAAAACGGGCAAGAUUUUGAAGGGUUCCAUCUUUGUGAGAGAGCCUGGGAGAAGGACAAUCUCCCUUGGUGUUUCAGUACAUACCUUAUUCACGUUUCACUGAGGGAAACUCAUACAACAAUGGCAGGAGCAGGGGUUUAAAACUGUAAGGAGAAACCAGUGAUGGGAGCAAUCUUCAGCUAUUGUCCUGCUCCAUUUCCUCCAGCCGGUCUGUGUUUCACCUGUGGCCAGGUGAAAGCUGCUGGCACCAGAGGAAGAGAUGAAGCAUUGGAGGCUGUGCUGGAUGGUACCUGCACAUUUCUGAGCUCAUUGCACAUCGUGCUGGAAUGCUGGAAACAACAUACAAAACCCUGGAUCAUCAAGACCACGUGCAAGCUAAGAGUUGCAUCCCAGCAUCCUCUGUGAUAUUAUAGGACCAGAGUAGACAACAUGGUGCCCUCUACACACUGUAGAGUCCAACUCCCAUCAGCUCCAGCCAGCAUGGUCAGGGAUGGUGGGAUUUGUAGUGUGGCAGCAUUUGGACAGUACUAUGCUGGCUAUCCUUGUUGUAGGGGAUGCUGGGGUAUAUCACCCCUAGCUAGCAAGGCCAGAGCUCAGGGAUGAUGGGAGUUGUAGUCCAACAACAUCUGGGGACCCACAGGUUGAGAACCGCUGCUCUAGUGCAUAGAAUGUGGCAAAAAAAUAUGUUUAUAGCAGAUGUCCGUCUUUCCUUACAGGAAACUCCAUAGUAUUGCGGGACAUGUCAUGGGUAUGGAGUUCAGAGGGACAGCUUUGAUAGUAAAUUAAAACUGAUUGGGUUAGAUAAGAGUAUGCUAGAUGAAAGGUUCCUGUCCUAAAUAUGAACCUUGUAACAGGUAUUGCUGAGCAAUGAUGAAUGAGCUGAGAGUCCAUUAUAUUGAACCUCUGCACCUGUGUAAAGGCCAUAGACUUCUAUAACUGCACCCUCUGCCUCUGCCUCCCCUCUAAAAAGCUCUUUUUAGAGGGGAGGCAGGGCCCACUGUGUGACCUUGGGCCAGUUUCAGUCCCUACCUCACAGGGUUGCUGUGCAGAUGAAAUGGGUGGAGAACUUUGAGCUCCAUGGAUGAAAGGUAGGAUAUAAAAAUGUAAUCAAUAAAUAGGCAUCUGCUAAGUCACUAGAUAGCCUGGUUGUUGUUGUUUUUAAAAAAAUUCUUUAAAUAGUCAGGACUUAACCGGAUCUGUCAUCUUUUAGUAUUUGUUUGCCAAGUUGGGACUGAAGUCUCUUUAAGCCAUUUGUGCACAAAACCAUUAGGGGAUAUCCAGGCCUGCUUCUUGAAUUACUCACUCCAGCUGAGGGAUGACAUUUGCUCGGCUUGACUUUCCACCUAGUAACCUUUCACCCACUGAAGCUGCCUAACCUCUGCUUGACUCUUUUUUGGGGGAGAGGGUGUUAAAGGGUCUAGGUUCAAACUAUCUUGAGAUUUAGAUAAAGGUUCCUUUGUUUGCCCAAAUGAAACAUCCCACCACAAAAGCUUGACCAAGCCCUGCAAAGUUGGGUACUUGUGGCUAACCUUCUGCUGCAUGGCAAAUAUUGUCACAGGGACAUUUUUGGCGGUUUGAAGACUUCUCUGAUUAAAUUGAAGGUGCGAAUUUAAUCUUGUGUACCAAACAAAGGAUAUAAACUGGUGAGCCAGAAUGUACUGUUCUCCUUUGUGUUUAGGGGGAUCUGAAGUUGAGCAAAUACUAAGUGGCCACAUGUGAAACUGGGGGAAAGAAGUCCAUUUUCACCAUAGUUGAACAGUGGGUGUUCACCCCUUGAUCUGAAGCCCAUUCUUUUUCUACUCUGUCAUCCUUUAAACUAUGCAACUAGUAAAGUCGCUCUAUAACUUCAAGGCUUUUUUUGUUUUAAAAAAUCUGUUUCUUGACAAGCUUGACAUUUCUUGACAAGCUGUCCAAAUUUCGGAGUGUAGCAGUGGUUACAACCCAUGUCUUUCUACCCUUUUGCUCAUGCCCUUGGACAUCAUUCUCCGCAUCAGGGAUAGGGAGCAUGUGACUCCCCUGAUGUUGCUGGACUACAAUUCCCACAUCCCUGACUAUUGGCCAUGCCACCUGGGGCUGAUGGGAGUUGAAGUCUAACAACACCAUGAGAGUUGCAGGCUCCCCAUCCCCGCUUUACACUCUAGAGCAGCCUUUUUCAACCUGUGGGUCCCCAGAUGUUGUUGAACUACAACUCCCAUCACCCCUAGCUAGCAAGGCCAGAGCUCAGGGAUGAUGGGAGUUGUAGUCCAACAACAUCUGGGGACCCACAGGUUGAGAACGGCUGCUCUAGAGUUUCCUUUAUCUCUACUGUACAGUGGGCUAUAGAAUAUUUUUGGCCAAUAAGUAGCAAACCUUAAACCCCAAAGCAUCCCAUGAAGAAGGAUGUCAAAUCUAUCCGGCAUAGCUUCAGCUCUUAGAUCUACUUAGCAUUGGUCUCCUAAAUCUAGAGUUCCAGUAACGUAAUCUCAGAGGUAUUGAACAACCCAAGAAGAAGGACAUACUUCCUAAUUGGUAUUGAUUUUUAUUUUAUUUAAAACAUCACUAUACUGCCCUUUAUCAGUCAGGCAAGGAUGGUACGUAACAAGGUAAAACAGUUCCAGGAAACUCGGCUGGUUAAAAUACAGUAAAAAUACACCAAGUGGUAAGAUCUAUUAAACUAUGCUCGGCUUUUCUUGAGGUUUGAGUGGCAUCCUUACUUGGACUUUUGGGACACCUUUGUUAUGUUCAGUUUUGAGCUUUUUUUAUAUGGUUGUGUGCACUUCUCUCUCUGUGUGUGUAUGUGGUCCUCAACCUUCUGUCUUCAAAGUUUGGUGAAAUUUUGGUUUUUAUAAUGGAAAAAAAAAAUAUGAAUCAUAGAAUCAUAGAGUUGGAAGAGACCACAAGGGCCAUCGAGUCCAACCCCCUGCCAAGCAGGAAACACCAUCAGAGCACUCCUGACAUAUGGUUGUCAAGCCUCUGCUUAAAGACCUCCAAAGAAGGAGACUCCACCACACUCCUUGGCAGCAAAUUCCACUGUCGAACAGCUCUUACUGUCAGGAAGUUCUUCCUAAUGUUUAGGUGGAAUCUUCUUUCUUGUAGUUUGGAUCCAUUGCUCCGUGUCCGCUUCUCUGGAGCAGCAGAAAACAACCUUUCUCCCUCCUCUAUGUGACAUCCUUUUAUAUAUUUGAACAUGGCUAUCAUAUCAGCCCUUAACCUCCUCUUCUCCAGGCUAAACAUGCCCAGCUCCCUCAGCCGUUCCUCAUAAGGCAUUGUUUCCAGACCUUUGACCAUUUUGGUUGCCCUCCUCUGGACACGUUCCAGUUUGUCAGUGUCCUUCUUGAACUGUGGUGCCCAGAACUGGACACAGUACUCCAGUACUCCACAGUACUCCAGGUGAGGUCUGACCAGAGCAGAAUACAGUAGCAGUAUGAGAGAGAGACAUUGCACACACCUUUGUAAAUCAAGAAAAUCUUUAAUAAAAAUACAUUUUAAAAAAUGGACAUGAAAAGGAAAAGCUUCCACAGUGCAAUAGCAGAUUCCAUGCUUUGCCUGCAUGAAGUUCUACGUUCGAUCACUGGCGUUCCCACAUCAAAACAAUAUGGGGUAUCAGGGCUAGGAAAAAGCACUCCUGCUUUGCACCCUUGAGGGUCCUCAGCAGCAACAGGAGACACCACCAUCACUAAGUUUAUUAACUCAAAUUCCCCACAAAAACCAAAUGGCAGGUAAAAAUGAUAGAAUACAUGCAAUUGGCAAAUAUGACAGGGAGAGUUAGAGGAUAUCUGAUGCAGAAGGUGAAUAAAGAAAGGAUAGUAUUUAAAGAGUACUUGAAAAAUGGUUGUGAUAACAAAAAUCUCUGGGCAGACCUUGAGUGAUUCUUGUAAUAUAUUGGUGACAAAUAAUAUAACUUUUUGUAAAGAAUUGGGGGGGGGGGAGAAUAACAAGGCACUGUGGGUAAAAUAACAAAAUAAUAAACAGUACAAUGAGAAUAAUCGGAAGUAUAUUUUAUUUAUUCCAUCUUUUGUCUUCUAUCUUUUGUUUUCUUCUUUUUCUUUUUUUUUGUAAAGUAUGUGUAUGUAGGUUGUAUAUUUUAUAUUAUUGUCUAUUGAUGUGUAGGUUGAUGUUCAUUGUUCAAUAAAGUUCUAUUUAAUAUAUAUUUUUUAAAGUUUAUUAAUUCAAAGUGAACAUUUUCUUCUUUUCUGGAUUAUCCAAGGUGCACCGUAUGGCCAUGCACCUGACUUCUGAAUUUACUUAAAUUGAAAUAAAGGUUCUUAUGAGAGCCAGUGUGGUGUAGUGGUUAAGAGCGGUAGUCUCGUAAUCUGGGGAACCGGGUUCGCGUCUCUGCUCCUCCACAUGCAGCUGCUGGGUAACCUUGGGCGGGUCACACUUCUUCGAAAUCUCUCAGCCCCACUCACCUCACAGAGUGUUUGUUGUGGGGGAGGAAGGGAAAGGAGAUUGUUAGCCGCUUUGAGACUCCUUAAAGGGAGUGAAAGGCGGGAUAUCAAAUCCAAACUCUUCUUCUUCUUCAUAUCCAACAUUUGCUGUAUCAUAGAAGCCCAUCACACCUCGCCCCCCCCAAUGUCUUCUAUCCAGGCAUUGGCCAGACACAGACCUGCUAAGCUUUAGCAAGGUGUUGGCUUCAUGGAAAUCCCUUUUCCUAGGCAUCCUAAUCUGAUAGUCACCUUUUGUCCUUUUUUAGUGGCAAAUGAAAUGUUGCCGAUGUGAUUCCAGAAAGCCUCAUGUAUUCAACAGUCACCGGGUAGAAAAUGUCCUCUCUUCUGCAGGAAAUACACGCUGGUGGCAAUCCAAGAAUGGUAAGCCUCUGCCUUGCUUAGUGGGCCUUCAAGAAAACCAAACAAACACUGUGGACGUGCUCUGGACAAUGUCUUGGUUGGAUAGCAUAGAAUAGUAAUGAUAAGUUGAGUGGGGCAAGGGUUGUGUAGAUUCAGCAAACAGGGCUUGGGUUUCAGUGGAUUAAAUGCAAAGGGGAAAUGGAUGACCUGACUAAUGGGAAAAUCCGUUUGCAAUUUUGUUUUCACAACCUGCUAUUCUAAAAACUGCUCUUGUCUUUCUCUUCAGAUGUGAAUCCUGUCUUUCUCCAACUAGACUUGGAUAAAAAGUUUCAACUUGAUAGCAUCUUGAUGGAUUUCAGGGUAUGUGAAUAAUAACUCUUACACUAUUUACUGGGGGUAUAAACUUGAAUUCAGAUGGCCUUUGUUUUUUGUUUUUUUUUUAAAGUAAUUUUUAUUAAAGUUUUAAACAACAACAAAAAAACAACACACACAAAAACCAACACAAAAUUCAACAAUAAAAAAAAACCAUAACAAUUAAAAACAAUAUCUCUUUUCCAUUUCCAUUUUUAAGUUACUUAUUUUCUGGACUUCCUCAUACCUCCCUCUUUUGUAUUCCAAUCCAAAUUAUUUGUCCAGCAGUUUCUUUUCCACUUUUUUAAUCCCAAUCUUUAGUUUGAUAAAAUAUUAAAAUAUAUAACUGAAUUCAGAUGGCCUUUGGAAGCUUAGCUGAAUAUUAUCAGGAUUCCAGAUACAUUACAUACAUCAGUAGUUUUCAACCAGUGUGCCAUGGCACUCUGGAGUGCCUUGAAUGGUGGUCAGGGGUGCCGUGGGCAACACUGGCCUCUGUCCCCCUUUCCUUCCCUCCCUCCUCUGAUGCCCUCUUGUGUCUCUGCCUCCCAAAGGCUUGUGCAGCUGUUUGUUGCAGCAGCCCUGGCUACAAGCGCCCCAGGCGAAUGGUGCCUCUAGGUCUGGUUGGGGGUUCUGGUUGCCAGGAGCUGAGGCGGCAUCAGAGUAAGCAAGCAAGUUGGUCAAGGGAGCCCAGCCAGCCAGUCCACCAGCCCUUGUUUUUGGGAAUGGACAGACAAGUCCUAUGCCCCUGUGGGGCAGUGUGAGGAGGCACAUCUCUUUGGGGCAGGGAGGGAUGCAACUCGGAGACCAGGGGCGGCAGCAGAGGUGCCCAUAGCACUCCCAAGGAGAGAGGAGAAGAGGUUGGGGGAACACCUCACAAGGGAACGGUGUUCAAAAAAGGGUGAGAGGCUGCCAGCUCUGCAGGCAAGGGGUGACAUAACUGGGUUCCUGAGCCCCAUAGGGGCACCACAGAAUGGAUGUAGUUGACCAAGGGAGCUGUGGAUUCAAAAUGGUUGAAAACCUCUGCAUACACUAUUAUUAUUUUUUUUAAAAGAUAUUUAUUCCAAUUUUAAGAUUACAAAAAAGAAGAAAAAACCAUACAAAAUAGAAUAGAACAUAUAACAAAAAACAGACAGUAAGAAAAACUCAACAAAAAAUAUAAAAAUACAUUACAAUAAAAUAUAACAAAAAUCAAAUUAAACCUUUACAACCUUUUUCCCUUUUACUUAUUUCCGUGACUUCCUCUCACCUCCCCGCUUUGUAUUCUAGUUUAAAUCGUAUUUCCAGCAAAUCCUUCUAACCUUCUUUUCAUUUACUUAUUUUAACAUUCAAUAAUAUAAUUAAUCCUCCUCUAUCCUCAAUUUCUACACUUCAUUUUUACUUAAUCCAUUAUGUCAUAUCUGCCAAAACGACCUAAUAUUCUUUUUCCAACCUCUUUCUAACAUUCUUUUAUGUUGCAGUAUUUUUGAAGAUAUAUUUUAAAUUUUUUCCAAUCUUCUUCCAUCGACCCUUCUCCCUGGUCUCAAAAAACCUCUGCAUACACUAUUAUUAUUCUGCUGGCUUAGGCUGCAUCCAAUUCCAAUCCAUUGUUUGUUAACGUUUUCAAAAAGAUACAAGGAAAGGAGGAAAAACCUACAUUAAAGAAACUGCAGAUUUUCAAGAAGAAAAUCAAUUGUUAAGUUCAGAAUCAAGCACAACAUUAAGCAUUUUUGUUCCAUGUACAUUUGCACCAAGUAUAUUGUGAUGUGUUAAUUUUAAUUUUAUGGGGGAGAAGGCACAAUAACACUGAGGGGCACUGGAAAGACCCUUAUGUCAGGUCUGACUAUUUGUCCAUUGAGCCCAUGUCAUCUAUUUCUUUGGCAGAGAUCUUCCCAGUCUUCUUUUAUGUGAGCCUUUUUUACCAGAGGUGUGAACUAGGGAUUUCACUUGGGAUGGUUUGCAUGCUCUGCCUUGGAGAAAUGGCCUGCUCCUUUGAAGUAUAUCUUCCUCUAUUUUGGCAUGUCCAGUCCAGUCCAGUCUGCUUUGAUACCUCUUUCCCUCUGUCCCUCCAGAGUCCUCUGCCCACUGGCAUGGUGAUUGAGCACUCUACAGACUUUGGCAAAUCCUGGAAGAUUUAUCAGUACUUGUCCACAGAUUGUGCCACUUCGUUUCCACGGAUCUCUAGAGGUCUCCCUCAGACCUGGCAGGAUGUGCGUUGCCAGGACAUCCAGACUCAAGCGCAGAACGGGGGAAAGGUAUAGCAAAUGUGAUGCUUAAUGGAUUUCACCAGACUUAAGACUUCUAGGUCCUAACUAGUUUGACAACAGCCAUCCCCAGAGUGACUUUACUGCACUGUGAAGGCACCUGGCUUCCACUCUUCCAGGUGCAGAUCAACAAAUGCCAGAGGGCCCAGCAAGCCCUUUUUGUGGAGAAUUGGUAGCCCCUUCCAAUCUAGCUGCUCUAGGGCACAGAAGAUUUCAGGUCUCUGGGGUCAAUUUCUUAAGAGACAUGCUAGCUCAGGAAUCCACCCCCUGACUUGGAAAAACUGCCCUCUGGUGCAUGUGGGGAAGCUGUUGAGUAACAUUAAUGAGGUGAUAUUCUGUGUUAGAGAUGCUUUCCCUCCAGCAGUGGUUUCAAUGAAAAUGUUGGCAGGUGGGUGUGGCAACCCACUUGUCAAACAUCUGACAUCAUAGCAACACCAGGUGAUUGUCAGGUAAAUCUUCCUAUGUACUUAUCAAAGUUGGCCUGUAGGGCAGGGGACAGAUCUGCCCGCCCUGGGGUGGUGGUGGCAAAAAGGUUCCCCAUCCAUGUUCUAAAUCAUACAGGGAGUCUAUCUAGACAAGGCUUCUCACUCCAGAAGUUAUCGCAUAAUUCAGCCUGGAGGAGCUGCACAACUUUGUUUAAUAUGCAGUCCCACAAGUGCUUUGUUUCAGUGCUUCCCUUCCAUGUGAGUAAUGCAUGAAGCAGGCUUGUGUUAUGGCUUUCUUUAAAAGGAAAAAAGUAUUGUGGUUUAAAUCUGUUUCAUGGGAUUUUAAUUGCUGCCGCCACUUUUUGGCAAAGAGAGGGAGGGAGGGAGGAAGUAUCACACAACCCUCCUUUGGUGGGUGAAGAGACUAUAGUCUUCCUUGUAGCAGUAAUUGGGUGCAAAAUCGCCAUUUUAGUGCUAAUGUAAAUAAGCAUUUGCCUAACUGGGAAGUGCCGUUGAUAGUUUUUAGAAUGACAGGAUAGAAAAUCCCAUGCUUUGACUGCCAUCAUUUUUUCCUCCUCUGUUCUUCUAAGGUUGAGUUCAACCCCAUUGGUCUUGCAUCUGGGAUGAGGACACCUCAAAGCCAAAAAAUCAACAGUAUGUACAUAUUAUUUGUGUCUGCUGGGGUGGGGUAGGGGAAGCUUUUGGGGGAUUUCAGGGAGCAGAACUUGUUUAGGCACCCAAGUGGAUGGUUUAUAAAAUCCGGUGCCUGAGCUCACUUUCCUGCUCCUCCUUCCGCAUCCCCUUUCCCUUGUUUGCCCUAUUUUUUAGAUCAUCAGCCUGAGGGCAGGUCUUAGAAAUGAGCUUUGUAAGCUGCUCUGGGAGCCUUUUAUGCUAAAGAGCAGGGUGAAAAUUAUUUAAAUAAAUUUGACUCCUUCAUAUACCAAUGGGGUCAGUGAUUUAAGGUUCCUGUGUCUUUUGUGCUGAUCUGCAUCUGACUCCAGUCCUGACAGCCUCACUCAGACUUUUGGUGUGCUCCUCAGUGCCAGGUGGCAAGUGGUGUGAGCUUUUUAAAGGUCCACCUGGCCUGGCAGGUGCCAGUGAUGUUUGGUCCUGGGAGGCCCAGGCACUUGCCCAAGGAUCACAGUUGCUGAUGCUGGGCUCAGUUUGUUAAAUGUGGUUAUUGGGACCUAACAGUUUGUUUGUACUUCCAUGUAUUAAGAGGAAAACCACAUCCAACGGAGUUUACAUCUCCCUUUCUCACUUGGUCCUUGUCCCAGGAGCUAAAGGCUUUAGGUCCCAUCUCACUGUGUGUGUGUGUGUGUGUGUGUGUGUGUUUUCUUUUGUUUCUCUUUCUCUUGUCUCCAAAAGAUCUGGGCCAAUUCACCAACUUGAGAAUCAACUUCACCCAGCUGUCGCGUCCUGUGCACCAGGGGUACCGCACGCCCAGUGCCUUCUAUGCCUUGAAUGAGAUGCAAGUGAAAGGGAGCUGCUUCUGCCAUGGACAUGCAGACCGCUGUGCUGCCCUGGACGCUGCUUCUGCAGGACACAAUGUUAUGGUGAGGGUGAGGACGGGGAAAGGUUGCUACAGAUCUAUGUAUAUCAGUUCUAUUCUUCCCAGUUCUAUUCUUAGAUUCUCGCAGGCCUGCUCUGCAACCUGACCUCUCUCGACGGUUAAAUUUGUCCUUACAGGUUUGUAGCGAUACACCAGAAGCCCUCUGUGCUUUUGGAAAGCAGAUAGUGUUUCCUUGUAUUAUGCAGAGUGCAAGUGACCGAGAUGAUAAAGGUCUUGCCAUCUUCUCUGCCUGAGCCACAAAAAGAAGGUAGUUUGGCGUAGCACAAAGGCCAACCAGCCUGCUUCAAAUUGCAUUUCUGACUACCUUUAAAAGGUCAAUGACCAGCUGCCCUUGGUUGGGCUUAGUAAGGCUGCUCAGCGUGCAGCUACUAGCUUCUUUCUAACUGGGCUUCUGGGGCUGCCCAGAGGGCUAAUAGGGAGGGCAGAACAGAGAGUGGUGUACAUUUUCUUCUUUGCACAUCCUUCAUUCUGUAGCUCAUAUCCCCUCCUCAUUGUAGCCAUCAUAGCUCCUCAUCAUAGCUCUUGGAGGGGAGAAUGGGCAGAAGCAGAGAAUGGGGAUGGUGGAGAAAACCAUUUUGUUCACAUCUUAAGGCGAACCUAUCCACCAAUUCACUCUUCACACCAAUUCACAGCAGAACGCAGCAACCGUUUGAAACGUGCACUUCUCUGAAUGUCGCAAAGCUGUUUUCCAAUCAAAAACCACCUGCAAGACACAUGCAAGCAGAAAGUGUGCCUCAGACUUGAACAUAUUAGUGAAAAUAAUGUACCAAAAUGCAUUAUUAUAUUAGAGAAAAUGCAAGCAUGUGCAUUAUUAGACAAAAUGAGGAGAAAUGCACGUAAAUAUGUGCUUUAAUUUUUGUGUGGACUUGAAAGGAAAAUGCAUUGUUGCAGAAAUGAGGCAAACUGAACCUAAGACUGGAAAAAAGAAAGAGCAACAGAGACAGAAUCACCCCUGCCUAGCAAAAAAUACUUGAGAAAGAAAAUAAUGCUCUGUCUCUAUGGUCCCUUCAGAUGGGAUAUGGCUCCAUUGGGGCACAGAGGAAUGUGUGCAAAGGGCAGAUGAGAGCAAGUUUCCUCUUGCUUUUGUGCACAGGAGAGUGCAAAUAAUAUUAGCCAAACAAAGUGACAGGCUUCUUGCAGGGGGGAGAGGGUGGUUCAGCACACCCCCACACCUCGAUUUAUAGGUGGUUUGCAUCUUGAUAUAAAAGCAACAUAGCUUAGCUUCCUUUAUUGUCUGGCCUGGAGCAGCUUGGACUGGACAGGAGUUUCCAGACAGGAACUUCAGAGUUAAGCCUGAAUGUGAGAGGCAGCACACACAAAGAAGAGGGAUUACACAAUAUAGUUUUUUUUAAAUGGCAGCCGUACUCACUCUGAUAAUCUUCUGUUCAGCCCCGGGAGUGGUAGGGACCAUCAGUAUAAGGGUUUUUCUUUUGCUUCUGACAUAAAGUGCUCUGAUUUGGCAUGAAUGCAGAAGAAUAUGUCCCUCCCCCCAAUCAGAAGAGACACAAUGUGAGAAUUCAUACCAUAUCGUAGAAGAGCAGGCUGAUCUAUGACACCCGCAAAGCAAAGCUUUCUUUGCAUCUUCUAGGUGAAUGGACAGUGUGUGUGCCAGCACAACACUGCUGGAACAAACUGCGAACAGUGUGCAGCUUUCUUCAAUGACCGUCCAUGGAGAGCUGCUGAAGAUGGCAACCCCAACGAAUGUCACAGUACGUAUGCCUCUAUCCAACUUCCUAGGGAAACAGGCCACACUUUAAUUGAGCAAAGCUUUCUUGGAAAGAUAACUGGAGUUUAUAAAAUACAGUGGAACCUCGGUUUUCAAAUGUAAUCCGUUCCAGAAGUCCGUUCGACUUCUGAAACAUCUGAAAACUGAGGAUCAAAGGGCUGUCAGCAAGUUCAACGGGGAAAAUUGAGAAACAUUCCUCGGAAGCCAUUCAACUUCCGAGGCACGUUUGAAAACGGAAGCAUUCACUUCCAGGUUUUCGGCGUUCGGCUUCCGAAAUGUUUGGCAGCUGAGACGUUCGAAAACUGAGGUUUGACUGUAUAUACUUUGUGCACUGUAGCCACUGGAAAUAUUAUGGUUUCUCCAGUGCUUUUUUAUCUGGGGGGGGGGAUGUAGGGGUAUACAUACCCCUAAACAUUUUGUGAAUCUUUGUACUUUUGUCCAUUUACUAUAUUUAGUUUUCCUGAUUUGAACUGUAAAAUGGUGAUUUUCUUGAGUCAAAAUGAGAGUACCCCUAAACAUUUUUUUUUUAGAAAAAAAAAGUACUGGGCUUCUCAUCAGUUAUGGGAUCUGCAGAUUCCUGAAAGGGUGGAGGUGAUCAGGGAAAGGGGAAGCUGAGGUAAAAAGUACAGGAAGGAGUGUUUAAAAGAAUCUACUAGCAAACAUUUUUUAAAAGGCUGAGGCAGAUGAGAGGAGAGCUUUGAUUUCCAUUUGCAAAGAAGCUAACUGUUUCUUGUCAAACUUCCCCCAUCAGCUUGGAGAAAACAGGCAAGUUUGGGGAAAUUGCAGUGUGUGUAUAGCACAGUGCUGGUGGAAUUGAUGUUCCCUAAAGUCCUAAGGCUUGCACUCUGGCUGUUUUUCAUGUUCUGUGUGGACCCACAAUGUGAUAAACCUCAUGGUUUUAUACGCUUGCUGUAGAACUAACCAAAGAGGGAGGCCCAAGCGCCACCUAGUGGUGAAGCUGAAGAGUAUACGCACUAUUGUUUUCCUUGAACGUCAUCUCAGAAAUGGCUUUGUCUCUUUUCUCCUAGGGUGCAACUGUAACAGUCAUUCUAACAAAUGUCAUUUUGACCCAGCCGUGUACCAAGCCAGUGGGGGUGUGAGUGGGGGCGUUUGUGAAGACUGCCAGCACAAUACGGCAGGGAGGAACUGUGAACAUUGCAAGACCAAGUUUUUCCGUAAUAAGCGUUUUGAACUUGAUCACCCAGAAGCUUGUCUCCGUAAGUGGGUGCUUAAGCAUUUUCUUCAUGAGUUUUUUCAUAAUCUUUUUUAACGAUAAUAUUUGAAUAUUAUAGUCUGUUUUAUUCCAAUGGUAGAGAGAAUUCCCCUGUAAGAUUGGUGCUCAAAAGAAACAUUUUCUGUAUUUUAAGUUGAAUCUGAAGUGUAGAUACGCCUCCAGAUUCUUCACGUCCUUCCUUGUGUCCCAUCUUUGGAACUCACAAUUCUUUUUCUGAGUCUCUAUUUUGGUAACUGGAGGAGAUGAUGAGGCUUUCCUCUUGCUCCCCCCUGAACUAGAAUCUUCAAGUUCCUAGUGCAUUUUCCUAUGCAUUUAAAAGGGAGGAGCAGUAAAGCUGCCUUGCAGCUGACCAGAGAAAAAUGAACGGGCUUGUUUUCUGAAAUCUUUUGUGCCAAUUUCAAGUGAGAGAGAGGAAUCCUGAAUGGGCAACCCUGUCUGCAAAUGAAGAGUGGGAGAAAGAAAUGAUGAGGAACAAGGCAAUGCUAAACCCCUACACAAAGCUCAGGUUUGAUGACACCCUUUUAAUGUGGCCUGUACCUUUAAAAUUUGUUGAUUCCAUGUCUUCUCUUUUUAGCUUGUGAAUGUGACCCAGAUGGCACUGUUCCUAACUCCAGCUGUGACCCCCAGACGGGCCACUGUGUCUGUAAGGACAACGUGCAAGGAGGCCGUUGCCAUUUGUGCAAGCCUGGAUUCACCCAGUUAACCAACUCUAACCCCCAAGGUUGCAGAGGUUAGUCAAAUUUCAACCAUGCCAAACUAGAUGUGGGCAUGGUGGAGAUAGCCACCUCCUGCUGUUUAUCCUCAAUCAAAAGUUUAUUUCUUUGGGAGGGCCCUUUAUACACUGUGAUAGAGAUAGAUAAAUAUGUUUAAUCUACUUUUAAAGCUGUCUAAACUAGUAGCGACCACUACAUCUCAUUACAAUUCAUUCCAUACAUGAAAACUGUACAGUGGGUGAAGAAAUUCUUCCCUUGUGUUUGUUUGGAACCUAUAGCCAUUCUCAUGUUUUGAGAGACAAGCAUUUCUUUCUCCACUGUUCAUAAUUUUAUAAAGCUCUCACAUGACCCCUGUUUAGUUACCUCAAAGGCCUCAAAUCAGUCAAACAAGCACCUGUCUUCAUGGGGGAUCCACCCACUUUGGUUAUCCUUUCUCUGUAACCCAUGAGACCAUAAUAUUGGUGAAGCUCUGCUUGUGCUGUUGCACUAGUAUGAAUGCAGCACAUAAACUGUGAGAAGAUCAAUUCAAUGUGAGCAAAACCUGGACCAUUUUCACACAGCCACCACCAGCAUCACUGCUCUUAUGUUGGCGGUGUGCAUAUGAGAGGAGCCAGCCAGCAGUAAAUCACACUGAGCAAGUGGAGUUAACUCUUUAUUAGCAAAAAACAGGAUAUGCACAUGGGUGUCAGGUCUAAUAAGAAUAGUAGCUCAUCUCUGGUAGGUCUUGCCACCUUGAAGCAGUUGCUGAAACUGCUGCCCAAAGUCUGGGGUUUUCCCUAAGCAAUCUGAGACUGCACCUGUGUGAAGCUAUCUCCUGGUUCUGGGAGACCAGGGGCGGGGGAGGGGGGAAGCUUGUUGCAGCAGGAGGGGGAGACACUCAUGCCUCUUCACCAGCUGGAGUCGUCUUUCUCUCUUGGCCUCUCUGCUCUCCUGAUUUAGAGCCAGUGUGGUGUAGUGGUUAAGAGCAGUGGACUCGUAAUCUGGGGAACUGGGUUCGCGUCUCCGCUCCUCCACAUGCAGCUGCUGGGUGACCUUGGGCUAGUCAUACUUCUUUGAAGUCUCUCAGCCUCACUCAACUCACAGAGUGUUUGUUGUGGGAGAGGAAGGGAAAGGAGAAUGUUAGCCGCUUUGAGACUCCUUAGGGUAGUGAUAAAGCAGGAUAUCAAAUCCAAACUCCUCCUCCUCCUCCUCCUCCUCCUCCUCCUCCUCCUCCUCCUCCUCCUCCUCUUCUUCUUCUUCUUCUUCUUCUUCUUCUUCUUCUUCUUCUUCUUCUUCCUCUGAUACAGAAGUUCUCUCUGCCACAGACUCUUCCUGCUCACCAAACCCUGUUACCUUCCAACACCACCUCCUCCCAGUCUUCUUCCUCUUCUCCCUCUAACCACUCAUUGUUGUCCCCUGGCUCUAAGCCGCCUUCCCCUGGGGGUUCCCCAGCUGAUUCCUCCCAUCAUUUCUCUGCAUUCAACCAGUCCACAACAGCAUACUAUGUAAGGGCAAUCUAGCCUUAAAAUUAUUUUUUGAAACAGAGCAGGUUGAAACAUUCAAAACAUAGCCCUAGGAAGAUGGAAGAAGAGGGAAAGAGUUUUUCUUUCAAUUUCACACAGAUUUGAAGAUCUUAACGCUUAUCCUCCAGGCAGGUCCCUUGUGGCAUAUGGUUUCAACUGAGGCUUGGCUUACAUAACCAAUUUCUCUAGAUCCACCUUCAUUUAUCUCUCACAAUCUCUUGGGCAGACCUUGCCUUGUUUUAGAUUAAAAUGAAAUGUAGCCUCUGCAAGCAGCUAUACUGAUGGGUUUCAGCUCCCUCCCAGCAGGUGGCAGUAGCUGCUUUGCUAAGCUUGAUCUUGGAGAACAGCCGCAGAACAUGACAGCAAUAGCUGGACAGAAUCACCUUGGGGAAGGACCGUAGCCUAGUGGCACAGCAAAUGCCUUCCAUGCAGAAGGUUCCAGGUUCAGUCCCCGGCAUCUCCAGCUGGGAAUGUUCUCCGCAUGGAACCUUGGAGAGCUACAGCCAGUCAGUGUAGACAACAGUGUGUGAAGUGGACCAGUUUGCUGGCUCAAUAGAAGGCAGUUUUUGUAUGUUCCUGCCAUUAUUCAUAAGAAGACUGAUCUCCUGUGGUCAGCUGAGGGGGUGGGGAGGGUCUGUGCUGAGGAAACAAAUCUAAUUUCAUGGAACAAUAUCUGCUUGGAUAUGACUAGUAUCUGGAGUGGUAAUGGGCACUGUCUGUCAUAGCCUCAGUUCAAAACUGUAAUUGAUUAGUGAUGUUGCUAAAGAGUGCAUCUCCUUAAUUUGAAAUGCAGACCUCGGUGUCUCAUGAUGCUCAGCUCCAGUCUGAGAUGCAUGCUUUGAUAAUUGCAAUGUCUGUGGUGAUAUCAAGCAUGAAGAGCAACCAGCCUUCAUUCUUAAUUUGAUGCUGAAUAGAUUUAGUAAAUUUCUAUACCACCCUUCAUCUAAGGCUCACAGGGGGGUUUACGAUAUAAUAGCACAAAAAUGGAUAACAAAUGAAAACAAUACCCCAUUCGUCACACAGUUUUAAAAGCCAUAGAUUGUUUAAUUAGCCAAAGGCCUGGGAGAAGAGGAAUGUUUUCCCCUGGUGCCUAAAGAUGUGUAAACUAAAGAUGUGCAAUGAAGGCACCAGGUGAGCCUCUCUGGGGAGAGCGUUCCUCAAGUGGGGAGCCAGCACCCGCCCACUGCCGCAUCUGCAGAUGUAAAGGAGAAGUAGAGCUGUGUGUUGUCAGCAUAUUGCUGACAAUGUACUCCAAAGCUCUGGGUGACCCCACCCAGCAGUUUCAUGUAGAUGUUAAACAGCAUGGGGGAUAAAAUUGAACCAUGAGGAACCCCACAUUGAAGGCUUCAUAGUGUUGAAGAGCACUCCCUGAGCACCACUCUCUGGAAAUGUCCAUCCAAGUAGGACUAGAACCACCGCAAGUGGUGCUGCCCUCAACUCAGACAUCUGCCCCAGAUACAGUGGCCAAUGGUAUUGAAAGCCCGUGAGACAUCAAGGACACAUUGAAGAGAGGUUGAGGACAUGAGGAUACAUUUCCCCUGUCUCUCCCCCAACAGAGGUCACGAAGGGUGGCCAAAGCAGUUUCUGUGCUAAAACCAGCCCUAAACAUUGACUGAAAUGGUCUGGAAAAUCAGUUUCCUCCAACAGCACCAGGAUCUGGUCUGCAGCCAGAUGGGUGGGGAUCACCGACACUUCCAGGGAGAUCCUUUCCUUCUUCCAGAUCAAUGUGUUUCAGGAAGUCUAUAGCAGAGCUGGGGACUGGAGGCGGAUCUGCCCCCAAACCCCUCCCUAUCUGGCCCUCUGGAUGUUCCCCUUGCUUGGCUGGAUGGAAGACAGAGAGGGGUAUAUAGAAAAUAGCCUACUGCAGAAAGGUCACAUUUACAUUCAUUGGCCCACCUUCUAUUGCCCCUGGCCCCACCUGCCAUUGGCAUGACUUUCAAAACCUGGAGCCAGCACUGAAGGGAAAGAAUUUUACAACAAGACUUUGCUACUGGCGGACUGAAGGGUUUCAUCAGCUUUGAUUUUAUCUAUUUAAUUCUAUAUCACCCUGUACCCACAGGUUCACAGGAGACCUGAUACUUCCUGCGCACACCCCAGGAGCAUCCCCCAGUAGUUCCGACACAAAUGCUGGCUCCUUUGUUUUCCAGAUUGUGCCUGCAGUGUUUUAGGCAGCCGCCGCAACGUGCCAUGCGACGACGAGACGGGCCGCUGUUCUUGCCUCCCCAAUGUGGUGGGAGACAAGUGUGAUGAAUGCGCCGCCAAUCACUGGAAAAUUGCAAGUGGGCAGGGCUGCCAGGCUUGCAACUGUGACCCUCAGCAUUCACGCAGCCCUCAGUGUAACCAGGUACUGCCCACGAAGCAGCAGUGCAGCAGCUUACAGCUCUAGAGGUGGGCGGGGAGAGGGAAAUUCUGGGCCAUUGCACUUUGUGGCACCACGAUCAGGGCAUUGUCUUCUUAGUCCUGCAGAGAGAGGGGGAAGCUGUUUUGCUCAGUAUCUAGGCUACCGUUGAGAGUACUUAGUACAUUCGGUGGUAUUGGGUGGUAAUGCUUUCUGCAGAUUUUACUAACUGAGGCUGUAUAUCUGGGCAUGGGGGUUGCUGUUGCCUGUUUGAAUUAGGGAUGGAGGAAAAAUUCAUUUUAAAGCAAAGUGGCCUCAUUUGCUGGUCCCUGAUGGCUAUGUGGAUUAAAAUGCAGCUGUCCAUCAGAUCACACAUUUCUCUGGAUUUUGCGAGGCAGUUUUUAAAAAUGCACACGAAAUUUAUGUUUUAUGGGAAAAUGCAUACAACAAUGCAUAUUUGUGGGGGAGCAUUAAAAAGCAUACAGGACUGUGGCUGGUAACUGACUUUUACUCAGAGUAGAUCCAUUGAGAUGAAUAAGCCUAAGUUGGUCAUGUCCAUCAAUUUCAAUGGGCCUCCUCUGAGUAGGAAUAGCAUUCGUUGCAAUCCCAUGUAUUUUAGGGGAAGGAUGAGUACAACAUGUGUACCAUUUAAAUGUAGUUUUUCUUUUGCAUUAAAAAACCCCCCAACACUGUAAAACUUAGAAUGUAACAGACCUAAAACUGAACAUAAUGCUCAAAUACAUGUGAAACUAACCUGUAACGGAAAUAGACUGAUUUUUCCAUUCCUACCACGAAUGCUUUCUCAUGAAAAACAAACAGCUGAGGCCGAAGUUGGAGCUUUUCCUUGUAAAUCCCUUCUGGAACUCAAUUAUUCUCCAGACCAACAGGCCUAACUCUGCAGUUCUACGUCAAAGAGAUUUCCUCCCUGGCAUCUUUCUCUCUUGUUUUGCAGUUUACAGGGCAGUGUCCAUGCAGAGAAGGCUAUGGGGGCCUGACAUGCUCUGCUCCUGAAGUACGGGUUUGUCCGGACCAGUCUUAUGGAGAUGUCAGGACAGGAUGUAGAGGUAAGGAAUGCAGGUUGCACUCACCUGUAAACCACUGGGUAUUUAAAUGGUUCUUGCCAUCUUGCUGUUCCAUCUAACUCAGGUCUGGAGGAGCCUGUGGCCCUCCCGAUAUGGUUGUAGUUCAUCUCCCUCCUUCUCUAAUAGCUGGCUGUUGGGGAGAAGAGUGAGCAGCCAGAGGGAUGCACUGUGGAAAUGUCAGCCUGUAACCAGCAAGUAAAGCCUGUGAGUAUUUUUGAGGGAUCCAGACCCUUCUUAUUCUCCUCUCUCAACAGCUUGCAACUGCAACUUCCAGGGCACAGAGGAAAUGGGCUGUGACAAGCUGACAGGCAGAUGUCUUUGCCGUCCCGGCUUUACUGGAGACCGCUGUGACCAGUGCCAGCGGGGCUACUGUGGCAACUAUGACCACUGUGAGGCAUGCAACCCUUGCUUCCAGGCCUAUGAUGAUGAGCUCCAUAGGUUUGGCUUGCGCCAGGCCACCUUGAAAAAUUCCACCCAGCGGCUUCCGGUGGGGACAAUGAGCUCCGGCUUCAGCACCCGCCUCUUAGAAGCAGAAGGCGAAGCACAGCUCAUCCAAGGGAUCCUGGGAAACCCCCUCUUGAUGGAGCAAGGGCUGGAUCAGGUGGCCAACGCCAUUGCUACGAUCAGGUGAACAGGAAUUGCAUUCUACUUACUGUCAGCAAGCAAGCAUUGUCCAAAGCAUGAAGAUAACAAUCUCUGAUGCUUUGCUUUUAAGCAGUCUCUCUUCUACUUAAUGGGUAGAGCAUGAGAUGCUUAAUCUCAGGGUUGCAGGUUCAAGCCCCACCUUGAGCUAAAGAUUCCUGCGUUGCUGGGGACCUAGAGAGGGGCCCUAGUUCCUUGCCAAUCCUUCCUUGGGUACUUCCAGACUGUCACUGUUUUGUGAGAGGGAUUCAAGUGCAUAUUAUAAAUGGAGAUUUGUGAAGUUGGAUUAAAGUGCUCUGUUGCUCUAGCGGGACAAAUCCAACUUGAAAAAGAGUGGCUCGGAAAAUGACAAGGAAAUGUACUUAAAAGUGUGGGUAAGACAUAUGAAUGCCAGGCAACCAAUCAGGAUGAAGGCUCAUUGUUACAUUACUGCCCUGCAAACAAGAUAGGAAUGAAUACUCGAGAAAGACCUCACAUAGUCUAACCUCUGCGUAAACUUUGUGCAAACAAAGUGGAAUGAAUGUUCAAUAAGCAGAUCGUCUGCAGGAGCCCAUUGAUUCACUGGCAGUCUAUGAAGAAGUCAGUCUUUUAGUCUCUCAUAGGGGCACAGAAUACUAAUGACAUGCUUUCAUUUGUUUCACAGUAUAAAAUCUGUGAAACACUGUGCACAUUCAAGGUGGUAUCCAGCUGCCCAUUCAGUGAUUAUAUGUUUGAAUCAAUUGUUUUAAUUACUUUAUCCACUUCAGUCCUUGUCUGUUAAUUAUUAUAAACUGCCCUGUGAUCCUCAGAUGGAGGGUUGUAUAGAAAAUUAGCAAACAAAUAAUAGUAUUAAAUUAAAAUUCUGUUCUGUCCCUUCCGUUACAUUUGUUGUCCUGCAUUUGAUACCAGUGGGUACUCGGCUGCUGAUAUAUGAGUCAGAAUCUUCAAGCUUUAUUUCAAAGAAGUGCCACUGAUUUCAUGGGCGUAUGUUGGCAUGAAGGUUUUAAGGGCAGUAAUCACUGGAUGAAAGAAAGAGAAUAAUUACAAGAUGUAUGCUGAAACCAAAACCAACUAUCCUGUUUUUUUUUGUUUUUUUUGUUAAUUCCAGGCAGACCAUUGAAGGUUUAAGACAUGAAAUACCUUUCAGGGAUGAAGCAUCCUCUUUAUCCAUAGAUAUGGAUAAUCUUGAUAGAAGCCUGGUUCUGAUCAUCGCUGAGUACCAAAACAAGAAGGCUCAGUUUGAAGCCAGCCGAAGCACAGAUGUCUCAGGUAUAAUACCUGUGUUUCAACCACUACAUUCAUCAGUUCAUACAUAAGCGGCUGUAUCUCCUACUGUAAAUACGGACAAUAAUCUGAUUAUUGGGCGGCUUUGCCAUAUUGUGGAUUUUGUGUCCUGCCUGAAAGAAAUUGAAGAGAGAUCUUCAACUUAAGUCAGGCUUUCACAAUCUUUCCGAUUUCUCAUUUUUCCUCUUCCAACCCCCUCCCCUUUGCCUGUAAGAGUGGAUCCAAACACAGGAGCUUAUAUCAGAGACAACGUUGCACUCUCACAAAAGCACAUUUCCUAGUGACCCUCAGAGGAAGCUUUGGUCAUUUGCACACAACACUUUUGUUUUCAGCUGCUUAAAAAUGGCAACCUACUGUGGAUGGAAUAUUUUUCUUCUUCUUCCCCCCUGUGUUAAAGGUGUUAUGAAACUGGCCCCACAGCUCAGGGUGUGUAGCCUCAUCCCGCUAGCAUAUCUAGAAAAACAGAUUUUGCAGUGCUUCAAAGUAACUUAACAAUUCUACAUCAAAAAGAAUGACUUUCAGUUUGUGAAUUGACCCCGGGCUCCAGUCUCUGGCAGAUCUGCAAGGCGUUUCUAAUUAUUCUUCUCACUCACAUCACACAGCCUAUAGUUCUUACCAGCAAAGUGCUGCUCUGAGGCUUUCCAGACACACCCCAGUGGUAUUAGUAGGCCAUUUCAAGAAAUGUAUGUUUUAAGUUGUUUCUGUUCCUGCUUGGUGAUCUAAUUAGAAGUGUGCAGAACAUCCUCCCCUCCAGGGAAUUAUCGCCAGUCUGAUUGAAACUUUUUUUUGCUUCCCUUGAAAAUCACUGGAUGUUUCCCUUGAUUAGGAAGCUCCAAAUUAGCUUCCGGAUUUUGCUGUAGGUGAAGUGUGAUGGCAACUCUGGAUGUAAUAUAUUUACUCUGGAAGGCUAAAGAGGACUUUCCAGCACUUUCUCAAACCUACAUGUUCACUUACUGCAGUAGCUUCAGUUUUGCCUCCUUUUCUGAACCUUUUCUGAACCCUGAUGGAAGGAAGGAGGUGUGACAGACCACAUACCUCAGCUUGCUAAGUUCUCAUGUGAAUCUUGGAGCUGCAGGUGGCAGAGGCACGUCUCUACUAUAACAUGUACAGUACAGCUUAGCUUUGUAUAGUACAUUUUCAAAAAACAAAACAAAACACUAAUGCAAGAGAAAAACAGCCAUUAAGCAGUUUCAUGUGAAUGGCGAUUGGCAAGUGCUUUUCAGCUGGCGUCCUUGUGAUUCACUGCUCUGGCAGAUCCUCUUUCCUCCUUUUUUCAAGGUAGAACUCCAUACCAGGAGGCCUUGGAAAGGAAAGCUGCAUUGUGAGUCACUAAGCCAUCUAAACAUCAUUUUUCCCUUUGUUUCCCUAGGAGCUUUCAAGACACUCAGCUCUGCGCAUCAGACAUCUUCCAAUGCCAGCUUGCGCAUAGCUGGCUCUUCCAGGCUGCUGGCCCAGUCUGCGGAAAACAGGCAGAGUGCUGAGGAGCUAGAGAAUGAUCUUGCAAGCCAUGGGUCGGGACUGGAGGCUCUGCAGGCUGAAAUGGCCUUCUCUCCAAACUUGACUCCUGCCAUUAAUAAGGUGAAGCUAGCAGUUAACCUCUACCAAAGGUGCCGCUGCAUAGCAUCAUUGCUCAAUUAGCCUCAUAAAUUGUUACCCAGUGAACACUGCUUCCCAUUGUUCUGACUGCAGCCCAGUAAUGGCUACAGACUAAUGAGGCAGAAGGUUGUUUGGGGCCAAAGUCUGUUAUUGUUAUUGGGUUUUUUUAUUCCUCUUUUCUGCUGUUCUACUAUUGCCAUGGAGACUGAUGUAAGCAUCUCCGGUUUCCAUGAAAAACCACCCAUCUAAUCUUGCUGCAUUUCAGCGCAAGUGUUCUCAAAUGAAAUCUAUGGGUGUGGAGGAGUUGGGGAUAUCAGGAAUCUCAACUGCCUCUGGAUGUCUUUCUCUCCUGUGAACCUUACAGUUGUUUGUAGUUGGGCAGAAAUUUUGCAAAGGGGUGGGGAGAGGAUGUCUGCUUUCCUCCUGGAGUAAGGAUGAAGGACCUCCAACCCAAAUACCCAAGGCAGCACUCAUUGGCUCUCUGUCCCUUGAGACACUUUCCAGGCCAUGUUCCGUCACCAGCCAAGAACUGUGCCCCUUGAGUGCUUUGGCCUGGCCUGCCUUUUGCUUGCCAGGAUGGAGGAAUAUGUAGAUAUAGUGUGUGUGUAGAAAUCUCUGGAUUUUGUGUGACUGGAAUGUAGUAAGAAAAGGUAGGGCUUACAACAGUUGCCCUGUCCAUUUGUGGCUCCGUGGGGCUGCAAAUGGUUUCUUUUAGCUUGCUGCUGUGGCAGUGCUUUUAAUCCCUUUCUGGGAAAUUUUACUUAAUAUUUAUGAGAAUCCAAAGCAUUAUUUGUGUAUGAAGUAUUAAAGCAGAACAGCUAUGUUCAGCUCUCUCUUUGGGGCUGCCCUUGAGGUUGACCCGGAAACUUCAGCUAGCGCAAGAUGUGGAGGCUGCACUGUUCACCUUUUGCUAUCAUGUUACCCCGCUGCUGGAAGAAUUGCAAUGGCUGUCAGUUAGCUACAGGAAAUUGGAUGGAAUGGACUUAAGAAUGAACAGGUGCAAAAUGGACACAGACUGGAAAAAAGUGACCCACCCUCCUCCCUUCGUGUAUCAUUGUGACUACUCCUUUACCCCCUUCCCCAUCCCACCCCCAUUGACUCCCAAGCAGUCCUUUGAGCUAUCUAUGUGCCCCUCCCAGUGGGAAAUGUCUUCUGGGUCAUCUCCAACCAGCAGUGAGCUCUCUACAUGUCAAGGGCCUUGGCCACGCCCAUAGAACCUUCUUCUUUGAUUGCCUUUUAUGUUGUCUCCAUUUGGGCAUCUAAAGCUGGGUGCUGUGCAUCAGUGGAUGUGCUAUACUAUAAGUGCAUGAAGAUAGUAACUCCCUGAAUCAUUUUUGGUUUUUGUAUUAUUGAAGGCAUAACUUAAUUGAUUGUGUGGCUUCUCUGUUUAGAUUUGCAGUGGCAUCAGGUCAGAGAUUUGCAGCCCUGGGGAAUGUUCUGGAGAAGUAUGUCCACAGCAAAACACAACUGGAUGUGGCCCUGGUCGGAGCUGUACUGGAGUGUUCUCACUUUCUGGAAGUUCCAUCCAAACUGCCACGAAAACCUCCCAAGAUAUCCACAACUUAAAUAUCCGACUUCAGGAGACUACACAGAUGGUGUGUGUGUGUGUGUGUGUGUGUGUGUGUGUGUGUGUAGAAAGGAAAAGGAGAGCUCCUACCUUUGCCUUCUUGGGAGACAAAGAGUCUCUUUUGCAAUUGCCAAGGAAAAUGCAUGACUUGUGCUGUGUGGCUUUUUGUGAACAUGUGAACAUGUUUGUCAUGACACCCAACAUGCAAACAGCAUUCCUUCAAUUUUAAACUCUGCCCAGGUAACUUUUCAAUUUGGGAGAUCCACCUGGCGAAUAUUGCUUUGUGAGGGUGCCCUGUCUGACAGGUACACUGCACAGGGCAGGGUGUCUUCCAGAAGUUGUUGGACUCAGGCUUUCAUCAGCCCUAGCCAGCCUCGUUAACAUUCAGGGAUAAUUGGAGUUGUCACCAAGAAGCACCUGGAAGGCACCAGGUUGGCUGUCUCUGCAGGUUGGCUGUCUCUUGGGUGUGCCCUCUUCCUGAACAAAAAUAUGGCGUGUGGAGCAAAUGAGAACCUGCUUGUGAAUGUGCAUAAUGCAUGUUGUUGUGAUGCCAUUGUGGGAUUUUGCAGAAACAAAUACCCGUGUUCUGAGUGCCUGUUGGUUGUUGCAGAGAAGGCAAUGGCACCGUUCAUUUUCUUCCUCAAUUUCUACAUUUUUCACUAUAAAAACACAUUUUUUUGUUUCUGAAAUACUAGGAAGCACUGGGUAAUUAAGAAACAGGGAGAUUGAAAGUAUGGAUGAAUGACACUCUGGAACCAGCUUAGGAUCUUAGAAACUGACUCUGCCUUGCAUGUUGUUUGACAUAGAUCAGAGCUGCAGAAAUAGCUGUUGGCCAAAUUCAGACUAAUGCCCAGAGCCUGGGAGACCAAAUGACUUCAACUAGGGCCCAGAUAGAGGGAGACAUCCAUCGCACCCAGCAGUUCAUCUACCAGGUUCGCAACUUUCUGUCAGGUAAGUCUAUGCAUGAAACUUCUGUCUUUGAUUUCUUGCUGUUACAUUAUCUUUAAAAUGGUCAGCUUUCUCAUAAAACACACAUACAUGAAGCAAAUGAUCAAGUGCUAUUCACUGGACCAAUUCAUUGAUUAAAAAGUUUCAUGCUUACAGGAGUAUGAAUAGUUCUAAAAUGUAUGCUAAGGCCAGAUAAAUAGCAGCUAGCUGUUGCUGGGGAAAGGACAAAACAUUAGAUAGCAGGCAAGACUUCCUCCAAGCCCUUCAGAGACAAAUACAGCAGAUGAAAAGCAUACAGCAAAUUUGCCGCUAUUCGAGGAUGGCUGUUACAAAACCAUUCUUCCUGCUUGUAUUUUCCUUGCUCAGUAUCUUUUGCCGAUUGUCUGUGACUCCUGCCCGCUGGUACAGAAAUAGAAUCCAUUGUGCAUCAUAGUGGUUAUGCACAAAAGCUUUAUCCAAAUGGUUAUGAGCUGGACUACUUCCCAAGUUAUGCUUAAAACACGUGGGAGUUUACUUUUGAGUCAAGGGCGUGUGGUAGAAAAGUUGUACUGGCAGUGCAGGAGUGCAUUUAAGAGAAAGGAUAUGCCAGCCCAGGAUCUAGUUGCAGAAGUUUGGUCAAUGGGGGCCUUACCUUCAAAGAUAGUGGUGGCAUUCUGACAUUACAGUUUCACACAACUUUGGGCAAAGCAGGAGGGUUUGACUUGACGCACUUUGAGGUUCCUACCAAUUCUAGGAUGCAGAUGCUGACAGUAAUUCAGUGAGGUAACUGUAGACAAUGAAGGGAGCCAUGCAUAUUUUCCUAGGGAGGCUGUUCCAGAGAUCUGGGACCAUCACAGAGAAGAGUCUAUCCCUGGCUCUUCCUUCCCACCCACCCCUGUUCCCCAGCAACACAUAGGUGCUACCAACCAAUCCCAUGAUAAGGAAGCUGAUUUGGUGCCAUGGCUUAUUUUUUUGUUUGGAGGUGAACAUUUUCACAUUUGAGCUCCUGGGUGUAUGAGAGUAUCUGGAAUUUGUGACCUGCUAAUUUGUAUUGUUUUGCUAGAAGUUCCUCUCCUGUCAUCUCUGAUUGACUUAAUGGUUCUUCAGUUGCCCAUCCCUGAAAAAAAUAAAUUCAGACAUGGGUAUCUGUCCAGCAUCUUCUUCAGGGGAGACCAAUGUGUAAAGAAGAAGAAGAAGAAAUUAACCACUAGCCCUACUCAGACUAGGCUCACUGAAGUUAAUAGGCAUGACUAACUUGAGUUCAUUAAUUUAAUUGGGUCUAAUCUGAUUAGGCCUUAGUUGAAUUCCUCAGGCGACAAACCUAUGCCAGCUAACUUCAAUAGGACUUAUUCCUGAGUGGAUACAUAUGGGAUUUCACUGUUAGGCUUUAGCCCUUGGGACUCUUACUUUAGAGUAAGCUCUGCUAAAUACAGUGGACUAUAUUUCUGAGUAUUUAAUCGUCCAAUCAUCUUUCUGGGUAAUUUCUUCCUUAUGUAUUUUAACACAUUUGUUUUUAAAUUGCAGGCAUUAUUUAGCAUGUAAAUGUGCUCCUCAAUCCCCCUUUUUUUAUAAAGUCAUGCAUUAUCAUUAGUUAAUAUUAUUUUGUUGGAAGCCUAUAUAACACCUUGCCUAUUUGAAAAGCUCUCUCUCUAAAUCCCCAUCUCUUGCUUGAGACUUCUCCCUGAGGUAAGAGACAGGUCCUGUCACUGGCAAAAUUCUAGCAGUGCAUACUGACAAGCACGAAGGCUGUGAAAUGACAAGUAUCUAGGGGAGAAUACCGAGAGGGUGGGGUACUUUGGUUGUGAGAAUAAAUCAUGAAAUGUUGAGACAUCUCAGAUGUGGGAGAUGCAGAGAGUGAUGGACCAGUUAACUCCUGCUGCUUUGAAAAAUGUCUACAUGUAGAGAGAAUAAGAAGUGCUGCUGACAGCUAGGGUGGCCAGAUUCAAAAGGGGAAUGUCUACACAACUUGAAUGUUAACUAAGAGCUCCUCCAGACAACCUGUUUAUUUAGAAUUCACCUGGAUUUUCUUGCACAAAGCUUAUGCAGAGGUUAGACUCUAUGCAGUCUUUACUGAGCAUUUGUUCUGAUUUGCGUGUGAGAUGGUUAUACAACACUGAGAAUUUGUCCUGUGUUUAUCCUGAUUUGCUUGUGGGGUGUUUUUAUAUCCUCCUGUUAAUCGUUCAUUCAUCCCACCCUUUUCACUGCAUUUCCUUCACUUUCCGAACUGCAGAGAGGCUGAUUCUUUUAUAAAGUUGAUUUGUUGCACUAGGGUGACAGAGUGUGUUAAUCCAGUUGGAUUGUGUGAACUUAAAUGUACAGUAUGCGCUUGAAACCCUCCCGCAAAAUGGUGACAGUUUGGUGGCAUUCUAUGGGGCAAAUCUGAGGCCUUCCCCCAAGGUCCUCAAACCCUGAAAAGUUGGGGGUAGCGGUAAGAGAAAGCAGGGGUGGUUUAAAGCAGAUAAAUGUUUAGUAGGAAAGCAUGGACCCCUUUCCCUUGCUCCCCCUCCAUUCAAAACCACACCCUUCCAAUAAUGCUUUCCAUUGACAAAGGCCAUCAAUAUGUCCAUGCCUAGUUUCCCCCUUAACUGUUAGCUUCUGACCCUUCCUGAAUUUAUUAUUAGCACCCUUAUGUUCUCUCUUCAAUCUGCUUGCUUGUUUUUUUGAACAUUUCUGGCUUUGGUAAUAUAAGGAACCAGUGGGAACCUACAACACAUUUCCCCCUAGUGUAUCACCCACAUCCUAACAGGAAUGCUCCUUGUCAGUGCUUUGUACAGUCUAGAACAGGAACCCUUUGAGUUGGCAAAGAAGCUACUUUUUCUUUCCACCCCUCUAGAAACCUCCUCUCACUGUGCUAUGCAGUUGCAAAGGAAUCAGGAUUGAUAAAGAGCUUGGAGGAGUAUAAAAUAGGAUGGAGAGGGUCAUUUCCUAAUGCUGAGCUCAAGGAUACCAUAAAGAGUUUGACACACCCACACAGGCCCAUUCUCAUUCUCUCCCUCCAUUUCCCAGCCCAUCAACAUCCCAUGGCUUAACUGGCCUCAGUUAUGCCUUUAAUUCCUAGACUCACACAAGCCUUGUUCAGGAGAAAAAGCCUUCGUGUGGUUCUAAUAAUCACAGGAGAAUGGAGCCAUGCUCAUUAGCCAUGCUCCUUGCAUUGUGUCCCCACUGCUCUCCAGGUGCAAGGAUAUCAGGGGGUUACUCGAGAGCAAUCAGGCAAAUGCCUCUCUGGUCAGCUGUAAAGCCUCGUUAUUGGUGCCAAAAUCCCUUCACCAUGCAGAGCGUCACUAUUCCAUGGCUCGCUCAUUCACUGGCACAAUCUGUGAGUGGGCGGUCCUUAAACCUUCCCCAGCAGAGUAGUUUCUUGGCACCCAAUCUGCGCUUCCCCUCUCUGCGUGGAAGCCUACUGCGCAGGGAGGGCGUGGGUAACAGAGGACCUCUCUCCUCCCCGCUUUGCCCAGGCAAGGUGUCCUGGUACUGCCUCGUCUCCUCCGAGCCCUGCAGCUCCUCUCCAUUGGAGGCGUGGUUACUCUCCUCUGUUGAGGAGGUGCUGCUCCGCAUGAUCUUUGGGGGCUCUCUGUAAUCCAUCCGGCUUUUCCCCUCUUGCCCCUGAGCCGAUGGCAGUUCCCUGACACCAGGUGUCACAACUAGAAGGUCUGAAUCUCCGAGACUGCUUUAUGCCUUUGGGCUCCUUGUAUGAUUUCAAACCCUGAUCACACAGAGCUUUAGCCUGUGUCACAUGUUGUGGAGGUGACAUGUGUAGUGGAGGCUCCCUUCUCCAGACUCCUUCCUCUUCAUACGAUGGAGGCACAACACCUGAAUAGGGCUGUGGCCUGCCUGAGUUCAGUUUCUUCAGAUUGUUUUCUGAAAUCCUGGGCGAAUCCUGGAUUUUACCAUAGCCAUGAUUGGACAACAGUGUUUCCUUCCAUCUCCAAGGAAAAAAUAACAGUAAAGACAAGAGUUUGGAGUGAACUCAGGUGAAGAUGAGAUGUGUGUGUCUUUGCACCAAUAUUUGUCCUGUAAUUUUAUUUGGAAGAGCAGCAGAUCUGGCUUUCCCUAGCGACCCAGUGUUUGAUUUGCUUCAAGGAAGCUUCUGGUUUGUUGAAUAAAAUAUAUACUCUCACUUGGCCUCGACUUGACUUUUUCCCACUCUUAUCUUUGCAGAUCCAGAUACUGAUGCUGCUACCAUCCAGCAGGUCAGCGAUUACGUCCUCUCCCUUCGCCUUCCCACUGACGCUGCCACAGUCCUCAGGAAAAUGAAUGAGAUUCAGAGCCUGGCAGCUAAGCUGCAGUGCCCUGAGACAUUCAUUUCCCAAACGGCUGGGGAUGUUGCUAAGGCCAGACAGCUUCAGCAGCAGGCAGAAGAAGCCAGGUAAAGAGGCCUUUAGUACUGUUGGAUCAUGUAAGGAGAGUGAUGGAACCUGUUUGUAGAUAUUAUUCAGAAGAAAGGUCCUGCCCUAUAGCUAGUACAAGAUUCUUUGCCUUCUUGAGGCUUCCCGGGGACGUGUGCACAAAACCUCAAGUUUUUAAACCAAUGCAAAUAAGACACUAUAUCUGUGAUAUGGUUUCAUUUAGCACCCACUGAGAUCUGUUGGUAGAAGCAUGCCAGCCACAUCAUUGAAGCAUCACCCCACUCUAUUGGUUGAAUACAGGAACAUUGCUCUCCUUUCUGGACAGACAUUAACCUUGCAUCCAAUCCACCUACACUAGUGGCCAAAAUUGUGGAAACCUGUUGGAAAAAGUGUAUUUCCGAGGUUUGGUGGCUCUCAUAACACCACUUUCUUUUAGAGUAAUACCAUAAAAUUAAAAAAAAUUCCUUCCAGUAGAUCUAUUCCAGUAUCUAUUCCAGUAGAUACUAUCUGAAGAAGUGUGCUUGCACACGAAAGCUCAUACCAAGAACUAACUUAGUUGGUCUUAAAGGUGCUACUGGAAGGAAUUUUUUUUAUUUUGACUAUGGCAGACCAACACGGCUACCUAUCUGUAACUGGAACCAUAAAAUUAUAUAUUGAUGGAAAGAUAAUUUAAUGAAGAAUGUAAUGCAACGAAGUUUGUUCAAUUUUCUGUAUUCUAUCAAAGGUUAUAUAGCCAAAUAACCAAAAAAAGGUGGUGUUAUGAGCCACCAGACCUCGAAAUUACACUUUCCCCAAAAGGUUUCCACAAUUUUGGCAACUAGUGUACUUGGGUUUAGUGCUUGCUAUAGCAGCAUGGGGAGGUAGCUCCGAGUUCGUAUUCUUCACUUAAUUGCUGCUGUUGUUACUACGUGCACAAUUUUUGUAUUUGCACUGAAUUAUUUGUAUAGGAUUCCCCCCCUAAACUUUUCAAUUACUUGGGUGGGGUCAGAGGCAGCUGAGUGAGGCACAGUGACUUGCUUCAGUGAAACUUAUCCCCAGCCAGAUCCAGUGAGUUAAAGGUGGUCAGUCCCCCACUUCCUCAUCCUUUUUGAUGUCUCUUGGCAGCAGGGAGGCUAUGCUGAGAGUAUCCCUGCAAGUGUGGAAGGUUAGCAUCUUGCAGAAACUUGUCCUUGGAAUGAAGAUGGGAGCCAAGGAUUUCCUGGAUGACAGAUCAUAUAUUGUAGCUGCUGUACAUUACGUUAUUAGCUCUCACCACGCUAGCAUAAAGUGAUGGGAUCUUUUACGCAGGCAACAUUUUUCACUAGCACUCACUUCAGUAACCACCUAAGAUUCUGAAUUAAAGUUUGCUGGCUUAUCUUGCUUGAACGCAGCUCAAGGUUUUGUCCCUGCUGCAUGCAUAUAUAUAUAUAUAUAUAUAUAUACACACACACACACACAAAAUACGUCCAAAGCACCUCCAAGCAUCAUGGGAACUGUAGUUUACCUCUCACAGAGCCACACUUCCCAGCACUCUAAACAAACUACAGUUCCCAGGAUCCUUUGAGAGUAAAAUGUGCUUUAGAUGUGUGGUGUGGAUGCAACCUUUAUUUAUAGAUGCUUGUUGUAGUCCAUCCUCUCUGUCACUUCCCACUUCUUACUGGCCCAGUCUGUCUGUCUUUCAUGUAGCGAUAUGUGAUGGGAAUUCAGAGGGGUUCUUUUUAAUAAAUAUAUAUUUAACAUUUUCCUAGGAAUCGGGCCAAUGCUAUUGGGGCCAAUGUGGAAGAUGUGGUGGAGAAUUUGAAGCAAGCAAACACAGCACUUCAGGAGGCCGAGGACACCAUCAGUGGCUCUGGCUAUUCCCUCCGGCUCAUCCAAGACCGCCUUAAUGAGGCGAGUGAUACUUGAGUGUCUGGCUCUGAAGCCCCCAAAUGAAUGGCUUACUCUAAAGCAAGCCGGCAGGACUUGUGAUCCUCCAGGCCCAAAUACAUCUUUAUUGUUCUGUCGAUGACUCAUGUUAAAAAAAGAAGUUCUGUGAAGGUGGAACACCUACACACUCCCCGACAGAAACAAUAAAGCACAUUACCUAUUUAAAGGCAUAACAUUAUAAAGAUUGAUUUCAGACUCAGAGCAUCAUAACUUCCCUUCCCUUGCACAGUCCAGGUAGUGUCAACUAUUCUAACCCUAAACAGUUAACAGAAAAAUAUUCAGUCCCAUUUCAAGUCUGGAUAAGCUAAGUGUCUUCAUUAUUUCCUGUGACAUGAAUUGCCAACUGGGAGGACCUGGGCAGUUGUUGGCCGUCUUGCAUUUUUUCGUGCAAGAGAAUAUAUUUUUGUACACACAUAUUUUUCCCGGUUCUGGGGAAUGCUCUGUUUUUAUUAGCCAACAACAGCAUCGUGUGUGUGUGUGUGUGUGUGUGUGUGUGUGUACGUAAUCAAUAUUGUGCAAUCUCCACCAUUGAGAUUAGCAGGGCAUGGGUGACUUCCUAUGGCAAGCAGGAGGUUCUUGGGGGAGCAGGAGGCAGAAAUCAGUAAUGACUGGACGCGCUUCAGUUUUGUGUUCUGCCAGCCAUUUUUGUAUUCUGCCACGUCCUAACAACCACCAUUUUAGAACUAGCACCCAUAGCAGUCUAAAUAUUUGAAGUGUGCCUGCUGGUCCAAAAAAAGUUGGUGAUUUCCAUAGAUUCUUGAGUAGAACAAAGUUUUUGCAAUGAAUAUAUUUUUUCAGGGACAAGAAUUUUCAUUGCUAAAUGUUUCCUCUUUUGGGAUGCUCAGAUCCAGGCUGUCCUUAAUCCAGCUGAGAAGCAUGUGCAGGACAUCACUGGUCAGCUGGAUGGUUUCACUGGGAGACUUGCCCAGCUACAGCUUAAUGCAAAGCAGAACCUGUUGUUGGCUGCUGAUGCUCAGCAAAAAGCAGGAGAAGCCAGUGAGCAAGCAAGGAGCACUCAGCAGGUAUGGGAAAUGGGAGCUUCCAGACACUACAAUGUUUCUUCCCCCCUUCAUUUUAAAGCUGUCACAUUGUGAUUCAAGGAAAACAUAUCACUGUGUUUCCUGUAGUUGUUUGCAUGCUCUGGGGUGCAAUAUUAGUCAAGCAGCCCUGGCCAAUACCUUUUGGGAGCUGCUUUGAAUUCUGCUCCCAGUUUGGUGGUUAUUCAUGACGAUGGCAUGGUGCCUCACUAUAAUAUAGUGUCUCUAUCAUACAUACCUUCUCUCUUUUGCUUGUCCAGCUUUCCAUGCUUGGUUCAAUUAUAGCCCUAAACAACAGACCACUGAGGAACUGAUGGAAUUCAUAGAAUUGGGUUGUUUAAAGAGCAUUUUACAUAUCACAUGCAGUUGUCAGCCUCAGCUCAUCUUUUUUCAUAAUCCUUUGAUCUAGUUAUACAGGGGUAUAUUCAAUGCACUUGUUCUAUUAGUGCAAGGAUUUGUGCUUGAGCAAUGGAAUUUCCCCCUUCCUCCUCUUUGCACCCUCUGCACCUUCCACAGAUCUGCUCCAGAACAUUGGGGGAUAUUGUAGUGGAGGUUGGGAUAUUGGAAAUUCUAUGGCAUCCACAUGAUAGAGCCGUCAGAUGUGUGACUUUAGCCUGUUCCCUCAAUUUCUUCACAGAGAUUUGAACAGGUGAGACAAAAAUAUGCAGAACUUAAGAGGAGGAUGGGACAAGGAUCAAACCUGGGAGAGCAAGGGGCUCGGAUCCAAAAUGCCCACAAGGAGGCCAGCACAUUGUUCACAGAAGCCUUGAGUAUGAUGGCCAAAAUGGGAGGUAAGGAGAGCAUGACUUAUAGCUGACCUCACAGUAAUUUUUUCUGCCUUGCCUGACCACACAGGAUUACGGAUUUGUAAAGAACUAAAGGUUCUCUUUGGAUUAAUUUUAUCUCUAGAAUAAGUAGAAUCCUACUAAAGUCAAAAGCAGUAUUGAAGGUGUUUCAUUUUGGGUACAAAUCUGGAAUGGGGAACCUUUGGCCCUUUGGAUGUUGAUGACAUCCAACUUGCAUUAGUCCUAGCUGGUGUGGCCAGUAAUCGGGGUGAUGGGAGUCUGCUGAAGACUAUAAGGCCUUGUGAGCAUGUUCUCCAAAAUGGAGGCUGUGUGCAUUUCUGGAGUAGCAAAAUCUCUGCCAGUCCAGUUUCAGGGUUUUGUGGAAAGGUGAAACGAACGGCGACUGCAAUAACCCCCGUGUAUCUCCGCUCUUUCUUUUGAUGCUAUGUCCACUGAAGGGUGGGGUGGGGGUGUCAUGUGUAAACAGUGUCCUAUAGAGCCACUCACAGGCUCGCAUCUUAACAACUGGUUGCCAAGCCAAGUGCCAGAUUUUUUCGAUGCUUCAUUUGAACACUUCAGUUUGAAGCUUUCAAACCUAAUGACUUUGCUCGACACGCUUUGGGAAGCAGCCAGUGCGUAGACUAAAUGCCUUGGCCCCUGUAGCAGGUGGAGCAUGAGUAACUGGCUGGCUCAGAGCCAGGGAUGUUGCUGGAAAGGGGAGUCGGCGUUGCUUCCAUUGAUAAAGCUGUGCCUCUAAUGAAUGGCUUUCAUUGAAGGUGCCUCUCUGUGCCAGAGACUUGGCAGCUGGCUGCUGCCAGGCAGUUACUCCUGCUCAGAAUUUGCUAAAUGCAGCAAGGAGUGUUGAUAUUACUAAAUAGAGCAGCAGGCAAUUUCCUAUGCAGAACACGAAGAGCAUAUUUUACCAGUGUCUGCUGACGUCAAUGCCAAAACUUGUUUGCCCUUAAUCGGAAGGAACUGAUUCAGGAUGCUAUGUGAUAGAGCAGCAAAUUUUUUUAAAAAAUUGUGGUUCAGAUUCUGCCACUGUUUUAGGCAGCCUCAGUGGGGGGUGUUAAGGAUAGGCAGAAAAUGUGGUCUGCAAGGCUCAAGGGUGUAGACUCAAGCAAAAGUCAGCUGCUGAAUUUGUCUACUAAAAUAGAUGUACUACUAUCCAGAACUUGCAGGAAUGCUUGCAUCAAACUGUGGCAGCACUUAAUUGAUUUGUUGUGCUCAAGGUCCUUUUUCCAUCCUUGGAACCUGUCUUCUGCUUUCUGCAUGCAUAUGCCUUUCCUCCUCUUGGGACUGAAGCUUGUUCUUUGCAUUAGGAAGUUUAAAAGUAAUGCUGAAUUUGUGCACGAAGAGCUGUGCAUGCUUGGUAAUGCAAGCAAGGGGGAGGGUAGGAUGCAAGGAAUCAGCCAGUGAUCUCCAGAGAUAAAGUGUGACCUUGAGAGAUUAACACACACUCUGCAACAGGGGGCAUAUUAUAUAACAGCUUAGUUUCACUCUGAUCAGAUGAAUGAGAAACCCAUGGCUGCUGCUGCUGAGCAACAGCCUACACACACAUAUAUAAUGUUAAAGAACUGGAGAUGAAACAAAAACCUUUCUUUUCCGUGCAUGUACCUGAUUUCUUUUUCAACCCACAGCUAUAGAAACAGAGCUUCAAGAUAGCAACAGUGCAUUUCUCCUUGAAUCAGCCAAGCUGGCAGGCCUGGAAAAAAAGGUGGAAGCCAUUCGCGAUCAUAUCAGUCGUCGAGUUGAAUAUUACGCCACAUGCACGGACUAGCACAGCCCUUCCUGUCUCCUUUCAGAUGCCUUUCCCCCUCUUUACAAAUAAAACAACUUUAUCAGGAGGAGAAGCUGGCUGUGAACCAAAAGAGCCCUAGCUUUUAAAGAAGUCAGUGGGUUAAUUUAUUUGCCUUUCAAGGUCUUUUUUACACUUUACAAUUACUGUUUUGAAUUAAAACUUGCAGAUGGUUCCUUUUUAUGUAGAAUGUGUACUUAUUUUGCAACUUUUGCACUACAGAAACAAGGGGGACUGAAGCUGGAUUUGGAUUAGGGAAGAAACACAGUCAUGAAUAGUGAUUGUGAGCAGCAAUAAUAAUGACACGGCUGUAUCUUGGACUUUAUAUUACAAGGACAUCUUGUCUUAUUAGCCACCACCUGCUUUAUUGACAGCAUAACACUCUGCAGAUGGCAGGAAGAAAAUCUGCCCUUGGAGUUCAGGUGAGCACCCUCCAGAAUGAGUUAACAGACCGCUUCCUUUGCCAUCAAUAACCAACAAGCACUUAAAAACCAAUCAGCUUUAUUAAGCAUGGUACAUAUUGUAGAAUCACUGGCUUGGAAGCAGAACUUGGCUUCAUCAAGAGAAUAGGAAUGCUAUGUAUGUCCCCUCUGCAUCCACUGGAAGAUGUACAAGGAAUAUGGAAGUUUUUGCCCACCUACAGCUGGAGGACAUCUCGUUGGCUACCACAGCUGUAAUGAAAGCUACACAAGCAAGCCAGCAUAGAAUGCAUUCAGACUUGAUCACCUUUUCCACAUGGGCUCAGCACAAAAGAAGAACUCCUGGCAAGUGUUCUGUUAUUCCACUGGACAGCUACAGGCUAUAGAUACAAAGCAAACAUGCUCCCUACUUCCCGCCCCAGCAUAAAAUAUAGCUGUUUGCAAGGAUGUAGAUAAGUACACUGAAAUGGCUAGCAAAAACUUGCCUUCCUUUCAUAUAAAUGUUUUCUUGUUGGUAUUAAUGACCCCUCUAACAUUUCAAGUCAAUUGCAUCACAGAAAUCCUCAGGCCCAGUGCUUCCCCCCCACUAGAAAAAUAGGUGCUGGUACUCACCAUGAAGUUGUUACAGUAAGUGCCAUAUUUUUUAACAACAAAAAGAGGUGCCAGUACUGGAGUACCCCCUGAAAAAAGCACUGCUCAGGCCUAUGAAUGUGUAGCACUUAAAUGAACGGCCACAGGCAACUGAGAACUCACUUUGGCCUGGCAGAGCUCAGACCAGGCUCCUCUUCUCUCUUCUUGCACAAUUGAUGUUUGAUUUUUGUGGCUUUGAAGAGAUGAAUCCAACAGCCCUUCUGAAAGAGAUGAAAUUCAUUAUUCAUGUGUAACAUGAUUCCCCAAAAUUCAGAAGUGCUACAGUUGUUUAUCUUGUGGUUGAUGUUUUUAAAAGCUCUGCCCACUGAAACAGGGUGCUGAAAUGGAGGAUAGUGGCCCAGCAAAAACUACACAGUAAUACCAGUGAUAAAACUGCUGGCUCUCAAACUGCUUUUCCACUUGGCAGAGUUUAUAUACUUAUUAAACAUUAAGGAUCUCUCAGAAGGUGGCACACUGGCCAUAAUCCAAUACAGAGUUAAGCAUGCUUUAAGGUGUGGGGAUCUUUUUCAUCCCAAAGGGCACAUUUCCUCAUGGGGAACCUCUGGGAGCUGCAUGGGGCAGGCGCCUCCAUUCAUUAGAAGUCAGAAGUUUCUCUACACCCAUCUCUCUAACCACCAUCCAGGCAACCCACAGGUAUCACACUUCAAGGACACAUUCCAGUCAGGAAAAAGCACUCAAGAGGCAUUGACCACCAUGAGUCAAUGGUGAAUUAGAAAGGCCUAGAAGGCCAUACUCAGCCUCUGGGUCUGAGGCUCCCUUCUUUAAGCUUUUUGACACCAAUGGGUUUACACACACCUAGCUAUGAGUUGGACAGACUCUCAUAGGGGAGCUUGACUUAAAGACUUAUUUAUCAGAGUGAGAUUGGGGAUAUUUUCAUUCAGGGGACAUAUAUGGUGUUACGGCGACUGGCUGACUAUUCAUAUC
Molecule: messenger RNA, 54986 nt
Organism: Podarcis lilfordi (Lilford's wall lizard)
Lineage: Eukaryota; Metazoa; Chordata; Lepidosauria; Squamata; Lacertidae
Source: the annotation of a GenBank genome assembly